Messenger RNA from Podarcis lilfordi (Lilford's wall lizard), 53116 nucleotides. NCBI's taxonomy places the organism in Eukaryota, Metazoa, Chordata, Lepidosauria, Squamata, Lacertidae. The record is from the annotation of a GenBank genome assembly.
AUUGCAAAAGCGGAGGCUUCUGUACCAAGCCAAAUGCAGCAGCAGCAGCAUCAAGAACCACCAGCAGCUAUGACAUCUCCAUCUCUAUGAAACGUGCCUUCUCUGCAGACCAUGGGAGGGAUCAUGUGCGGUGCUGCAAAAGGAGACUUGAUUUAUUCUAUUUCCAUCAUCUUGCUUUGGCUGAGGCAGUUGCCGGCUGAGGAGUCAGGCUGGGCAGGUAAGUGUUUGGAUCACUGUGCAGGAGGGCAGGAUAAAAAGUGGGAACAGUUUUAUCAAGGGGGGGGAGAGACAACACUCUGAUUAAGGCUGCAAUCUUCACCCCACUUACCUAGGAGUAAAUUCCACUGAAUUUAAUAGCACUUACUUCUGAGUAUACAUGGGAUUGUGCUGUAAUGCAUAAUCCACCAAACGACAGUAACUGAGAUAUGAGUGGAAAUCUUGCAAACCUUCAUUUUAAACAGCGCAUUUACCUCUUGGUAUAUGCAAUACUUGCAUGAAAGGAUGGAUGCUUAGCUGGGAGCACACCUGAACAGGUUUCAGCACUUUUGAUAAGAAAAUGCUAAAUGCACCAGAUUGCUGUGAACAUAAACCAUAGGUGUAGAAGAUGCUGCCUUCUCUCUCCCUCCCUCCCUCCCUUCAAGCCAUGAAGCUCUAAUUCAGAAGCAACAAGUUCGUUUAAGAAAGGAUGUUCAACAGGUAUGCCCCUGGGAGUGGCUAUAGAAAUAGAACUGCAGAUUUUCCAUUUCUUCUUACCACAGUCCUAGGUUGGUAGGACCAGAAGGGGUACUGAAUGGCAGCUGUGCAGCUCCACAGUUGAACUAAACGCAGAAGUCUUUAAUUGUAGACUUGUCACAGGGGUCAAAAACAUUCUGUCAGUCAUAAAGCCACCCAUGCAUAAGAGAGCUGCUUACUUGCAAUGCAUAGGCUUCAUUAACAUCUCAGCUGUAAAGUAAGUUUCUAGUCCUCAUGAGAACAAAGCAGUGUGGAAACCUGACGGUAGUGUGUUAGAGAGCAAGCUUCUAAUAUGUGCAGAAUGCUUCUAACCCUGAAACACUUGCUUAUUUAAUUCCUUGAAUUGCUUAAGGACUGCAACACACACACACACACACACACACACACACACACACACACACACAGACACCACUUGAUCUAGGAGGCCAUACAAUCUGAGUUGAAAGGAGUGGGGGUGAAACUAAUUUCAUGUGUCUGAGGUUUUCUGCUAUAUGAACCUUUUGUUAAUUGUUCCUUUAAAAUUCAGAAGGAAAUAAUCUGAAACCUUUUUAACCUUCAGGAAUGUCUAUAUUGCUUACAGAACAGUGGCAGAUUAAUUAAGAGCUUGUGACAUUAACCAUAUUUGCCAAGUUAUUGCUUUGUACAAUUAAAUGAACGGAAGAUUGUUUUGAACUACAGUGAACUUUCAUGAAUAUUCAAUAAAGAAAAAUGCAUCUGUUCUUCGAAACGUAGGAAAUGCAGGACCAAAAUGCAAGGCAAAAACUGGCAGAUAAAUGUACAGACACCCAAAUUUCUAAUCCCUCAGAUUUCUAAUCCUUCAAAUCUGCCUAGUUUCUGCAUAUUGCUUUCUAAUCCAGAGUGGAUUAGGUUGAAUCUGUUCUUUUGGAUUUGGAGAUCACUGAUUGGCCAGUCCUUGUGAUAAUAUUAUGCUACGACCAUCCCUUCUUCAGACCAGAGGGGUGUGCAACAUUAAUUGGCUGAACCUUGUAGUCAUUUUUUAAUGUCAGACUUCUACCCUUCUCCGACCAGCUAUUUUUUUUAGGUUUUACCCUUUUUAGAAAAGAGCUAACUAGGUAUUUUAUUAGGUGAACAUGCUAAGCAUUUAUCCAGGAUAGGGGGAAGGGAGCGUGGACAUCCUUCUGGAAGCAUGUGGGGAAGAAUGAACAGGAAAAGGCAAUUGGAUUCUUGGGGAGGGAUGCAACUUCAUACUUCCUGGUUCUGGCUUCCACUUAGCAGAACCAGCUAGUUGAAUAUGACCCAGGGUUCCUCCAGAUGAUGCAUUUAGUGAGCAAAGUUUGCAUGGAGGUUAUGCAAAGUUUACUCUUUAUUGAGCAUUCAUCCAGAUUUGCUUGCGGGGAGGUUAUACGUCUUUCUGUCAAUCACAUGUUACCCCACACUUUUUAGUACAUUUUCCUAACUGCAAGAAGUUUUUUUAAAAAGAAAGAAAGAAAGGAGUGGGGGAAGUGGAUUCAUUGAGCCCUUUAAUCCUAUGAAUUGCAUAAUCUUAAAUUUCCAAUAUCCAGCUGAAUCCUUCCCACAAAAUAGAGGCCAACUCACUCAAUAUAAUGCAGUAUCUUUAUAGAAGGAAAGGAGUGGGAAGUGCAGAGUUCACAACACAGUCAACCCCUUUCCCCGUCCAAACUCCACUUCACAGAUGCAUGAAGUAUGCACUCUAAUGUUUACUCUUUUUUGUCCUCACUAGGGCAAAACACUGCCCCUCUAGCCCUCUCAAGACAACACCAAGGUUGCAGGUUCAAUCCCUGUAUGGGACAGCUACAAAGUCCUGCAUUGCUGGGAGUUGGACUAGAUUAUCCUUAGACUCCCUUCCAGCUUGACAAUUCUGGAAUUGGACAGCUACUUUCAUAGUAACAGAGCAAUCUAGACCCCCCUUUAUACCAGGAUAGGGGUGGAUGGCUUGUAUCAGAUGGAGACUCCCCCCACGCCAGCUCGUACAGUCAAGGCAGCCUCCUCAUUGGUGAAGUGAAAACACCAGACUCCCUUUUCCAGCCAUCAAAUGUGUGGCUGAGGAUUAAAACCAAAUAGUGGGAUGCCUGUUGGCUGGAGCCAUCAGAAAGAGCUGAAAUGGGACACUUGAAGGUUUGGAGAGGGCAGGGUUGACCUGACAAAUCCACUGGAUCCCAAAUUGGUCCCUCUGCUACCACAUAAUUGCAUCGGGCCUGUUCCCUGUGCCAUUCUGGAGUUGGUGCAAUGAUCAGCACUGAUCAUCCUCUUUCUGCCCACUCCACUCCACUGUCUGCCACAAAUCCUCACCAGCAAGGAACAGAGGGAGGUAUGGGUUAGGAUUGUUCUGUAAAUGUAGUGCCAAAUUGUCAGUUGCUGAUUCAGUGUGCUUGACUUUGGCAAAAGCCUGUAAAUCGAGGAAUAGGGAUCUCCAGAGGUUGUUGAACUACAGCAUGGGUAGGCAACCUAAGGCCCAGGGGCUGGAUCUGACCCAAUCUCCUUCUAAAUCUGGCCCGCAGAUGGGCCGGGAAUCAGCGUGUUUUUACAUGAGUAGAAUGUGUCCUUUUAUUUAAAAUGCAUCUCUGGGUUAUUUGUGGGGCAUAGGAAUUUGUUCAUCCCCCCCUUCAAAAUAUAGUCUGGCCCUCCACAAGAUCUGAGGGACAGUGGACCGGCCCCCGUUUGCUGAUCCUGGACUACAGCUUCCAUAAUCCAUGACCAUUGGGCAUGUUGAUUGAGACUGAUGGGAGCUGGAAUGCAACAGCAUCUAGGCUGGAGAAGCCCUCUAUUGGAACAGCUUUCUCCCUAAUCAUGAAGGCUCAUUUUGCCCAUAAAGCAGAACUAUCAUCAAAAUUCUACAAAUAAGAAAGAAGUACAAACCAGGACAAAUGUAGUACCAUCCCAUAACUGUCUGUAGCGUAAGAAACAGCAAAGCAACGUAGUUUAAACAAGCUUAUUUCAUCACAUUUACUCACCAAAACCACACCUGUAAAUAUCAGCCAGAAUAACCUUGUGGGAAAACGCCUUCUUAACGCCCCCCCCCCCCGAACUGAGAGUGGGUGGCACUGUGGUCUAAACCACUGAGCCUCUUGGGCUUGCUCAUCGGAAGGUCGGUGGUGUGAAUAUGCGCAACGGGAUGAGCUCCCAUUGCUCUGUUCCAGCUUCUGCCAACCUAGCAGUUCAAAAGCAAACUAAUGCAAGUAGAUAAAUAGGUACUGCUGCAUCGGGAAGGUAAAUGGUGUUUCCAUGCGCUCUGGUUUCUGUCAUGGUGUCCUGUUGUGCCAGAAGCAGUUUAGUCAUGCUGGACACAUGACCUGGAAAGCUGUCUGUGGACAAACACCGAGCUGGCCUGAAGCAAGAUGAGCGCCACACCCCAUAGUCACCUUUGACUGGAUUUAACCAUCCAAGGGUCCUUUACCUUUUACCUUACCCCAAAUAUAGCAAUCUGUGGUCAGCUACUAUAUGCCUUCAGCAAAAUUUGCCUUAACACGGCUAUAAAGCUCUCUGUGAGUUAAUGUGGGAGGAGGGAGUGUGGUUCAAGGAAAAAUUAAUCUGAUUGGCUGUGUGGUGCUUUGAUGCGCUUAUACUAGCUCUGUGACCCCUGAUUGGCUUGACCAUGUAGCCAGGAAAAGGAGAAACCAUUAAAAAAACAAAUGUGCCAAAUCAGCUACAACGACAGCAAUGAACCCAGGUGAAAUGAUGCCCUAAAUGCUUUUUUUGGGGGGUGUAUUAUCCACAAAAAUCCAACUCAGUCUAGUCUCCAUGCAAGAAGUCUAGUCCAUUCCAAGAAGCCAGCAUUAUGGUUAUACUUGUGAAACAGAGAAUGGAAAGUGGUUGAUGAAUCUGCUCUCAAGAACAAAGGCUGCUUUUGACUGGCAAGACUUGUCUGGGUCUGUUGGCUAUUUGGAUAGGUACAGUAGGAUGUUAGUGGGGGUUUCCCCCCUGUGUGCUGCUUUUCUCCUAUGACCUUUCAGAGUUCAUACUAGGGCUUUGAACAGUUAUUUAUGUUUCCUCAGGGACAUGGAAUGCAGUCCACUCCCAGGUGCACCAUGAAAUCAUAAUACCUCAGUGGCGAUCAGAUGGAAGCUCUGACAAUGAUAAGGUAGGUUGCUUAGCCACAAUAACAGGAAACGAGCUGUGCUUUCUCAUCCCUUUCAAAUAACCAUUAUCCUCCUGAUACAAUCAUUGGUGGGAAUUAUAUAGCAGUGACAGUCUGGCUGUGAAGUGCCUUGUAAAAUCUGCCUAAGCUGGAUAGAGUGAUGGUCAUAUAAACUCAUAUACCCAUUAUCAAUACCGAGAGGAAUGAAGGAAGCUGUCUUAUACUGAGUCAGACCUUUGGUCUAUCUAGCUCAAUCAAUAUUGUCUAUGCUGACAAUAUUGGUCUUUUGUGUAUAGUGGUCUUUUGUGUAUUGCAAGUGCGUUUUUGUGACUAUGUUUUCUUAGUGCCUCUUGCUGCUUCCCUUAGAUCCUUUAUCACCACUAGUGAUAAAGGGCUUUUUGGCAUGGGGCCUGGGAGAAAGAGUGUGAUAGCCUUAUCAGUGUUUAUAUUAGUUAACAGUGCAUCAGUUCUGUUCACCCAUCCUGCUAAGUAGGCCACUCAUCUUGUAAAGAUGAGUAAGCAAGACGUAAGACUGUGUGAUUUGCAGAAGACAAUUUCAAACCACUGGGUUGAUCCAUCUGGUUCUCAAAAGGCUUGGAAGCAGCUUGUAAGCCCCCCCACACACUAGAGCAUCUGUAGCCCCUCUAGUCACAUAAGGAUACCAUGCUGUGAACUAGCCUACACAAAGAGGCAACAGUUCUCGAGACUGCAGCAGCUGGAAAAGCUGAAGCUGUGGCCUCAAAAAUGCCUGCCAACUUUUUCUGUGCACAGCCGAAUUCUCACUAAUGCUUCCCCUUUCCCCCUUGAUUGUGGUACCAUGUGGUUCCUUGUAUGAUGCACAGGAAUCGGAUUCUGUAUGCUUGGCAUUGGAUAUAGUCAAUAGUGCUGUUCGUCUUCCACCUGCUCCAAGCCAACAUUGGGAGUUUCUCCAACUGCAAUCCAGUUAAGACCAUGGGUCCCUCUCGCUCAAGACUGUCCACACUGACAGGCAGUGGCUGUUCAGGGUUUUAGGCAAGGAACACUUCUGGUCCUGCCUGGAGAUGCAGGAGAUUGAAGCUUGGACCUACUGUGUGCAAAGCAGAUGCUCUCCCAUUGAGCCACAGCCCUUCCCCGGUUAUUUCCUACAAAAAUGUCACAGAUGUGCAGCAGAAUUAUCUGAGGAGUUCAGCUAGUUGUUGUUGGCUGUCUCUGUUUUGGCUGUGUGGAAGCACCAGACAGAUGGGAAGCAGAGAUUUAAUCAAAGCAAGCAUCAGUUUUCCUCUACUGCUAUGUGUGUGGCCAUGCAAAUGUGCUUUUGAUCAAAGGGACGGUCCAGCUCUGUGGCCCGUUUGCUAUCAGAUCCCUUGCAGAGCUGACGAAGAAGGAUGUGUCAAUAAGGGCAAGAGGGCAUUGCUAUUUCUUUUCUGUCCUUCUCUCUUGCUCAGAACAAGUUGCUCAACAAAGAGAUUGCACAGGCAACUCUCGAGCUGGGAACUGAACCCACAUCUCCUGAGUCUCUGCCCUGCACAUUAGCCACAAAGUGCUCUCUCCCUCCUCCUGCUCAUGCAAGCUCUCAAAAAUGUUCCUGAAUGCUCUAAAAUGAAACUGGAAAAAUCGUUUAAAAUUAGGCAUGAGAAGGGGGGCACAUCUGUUGCCACUAUGAAUAGUCAAGGACCAUGUUGAUAUAUGAAUAGGAAAAGAGGAUGGUGUUCUCCAUAGAAGUUGUAGCAAACAUUGGUGUGUGUGUGUGGAAGCACUAGAAAUGCAGAAGCUGGAGGCUAUUUUGGUUGAACAAUUUGCUGCUCAGUGUGGGCGAGGUUCCUUCAUAGACCACACUUAGGACGGGAACAUGUUUAACAAUGGUGCAAUUUUGAUUACUUGGGACAACCAACAUUACUCACUUUCCUUCUUAUUAACAGGCUGUGGUUUGUUUUUUUAUGAGGGUGCAUGGGGGGAGGUGAUAGCGAUUUCCUGCCUCAUCCAUCUGCUCUGCCUUUGACACUUCAGCUAAUAUUUGCCAAUUUCCACCUUGCAGCCUUCGUAAGCCACCACAAAGAAUCAUUAGCCAAGUUCCGCUUCUGAGAGAACAUACUGUAAUAUCCAUAGUAGGGUUGGAAGGGAACCCAAGCGGCAUCUCAUCCAACCCCCUACAAUGCAGGACCCAGAGCUAAAGAAUCCCUGACAGAGGGCCACCCAACCUCCAGUGAAGGAGGCUGGGUGGGUGUUAGAUAGGCAUUAUUAGGGUUUGCAUCAUUCCCAAUCAGCCAAUGAUUUCCUAAACUUCGUUGUAUUGUGUUUUGCUUGUCCUUUGAAUCAGUCUUGAAUAGUAAUGUCUUGACCAACCAACGUCGCAGUGGCAUGCAUCAUGCACAAAUCUACAAGUUCCUGUCAACGUCACAAUGGCUAUGCUCUGUCUUCACAGCUGCAAGCAGUACACAUGUGCCCAUUGGUGGGAAUCACAAGUGGGGAGAGUGCUGCUGCGCUCACGUCCUGCUCUUAGGAUGGCCACUGUGAGAACAGGAUGCUGGCCUGAUCCAGUAGAUGCUUCUUAUGUUCUUAUCCACUCUCUAGCCCUGCUUUUCCUUUACAUUCAAGCCAGUCCAUUCAGUACAGCUGCACUGGACCCAGGAAGGGAAUUUUAAUUUGGCGUUCAUCAUGGUUUGCUCCAGAAAUGGUCUGCCAGUGUUCUUCUCUGUUUGUGUUAUGGUCUGGUAUACCACUGUGGGCCAAUAAGCCUGCAAUCCAGUUGCACCCUGGAAGUUGGUCUUAUUGAACUCCGCUGGAUUUGCUUCUAAGUAAACAGUCAUAGCAAUUGGGUUGAAAGUGAUCUGCAGUCUACUGUUUGAGAAUCAGUGAAAUAAAAUAUUUGCUAUUCUUUUUCAACUUUUGCUUAAUAUCUUGAUUCUGUCGUAAGCCAGAAAUGCAGAGAGUGUGUAAACCUUUUGUUUCUGUGUUGUACGCAGCACCCACCCAGAGCGGAAGUAGAAAUAACAGCUGAAGGAAGAAACUUCAUCUUGGAUGUUGAGAAGAAUGAGUAAGUAACCUUGGAUGAAAAGGCAGGGUACAUUUAAAUAUACACUCCUGUUAAUCUAUUGUGUGAACUAAGCAGAGGUUAUCCGCCGUUUUGAACUCCAAACAGGGCACUCUUGUUCCUUUAAUAAAAGUUCAGUUAGUGGAACAUCUUCUGUUAUGGUGUUGUAUAGCUGUCAAAAUGCAAAGGCAGAAGAUGUUGAGCAAGCCUCCAAAAGAGACUUGUGAAACUCAUACACAAACAAACCACAAAAACUCUAGCUUGUUCCUGUUCCUAGGCACUAGAAAUGGGAUUACGUAAAUCAGAGGUAACGUCAGGCCCAGGGGUUAUGUCCCUACAGGCAUCUCUAGCUGGUCUGUGGGAUGCCCUAUGCCAUGCCACGCCCUUAGCCAUCCUCAGAGCCUUCUUCAACUGCUUUUGUCUUGCUGGUUAUGUGUCCUUGAACUGUAAUUAUUUUAUUGAUUGAUUGAUUGAUUGAUUGGUUUCAAUUUAUAUACUGCCCUAUAUCUGGACGUCUCAGGGCGGUUCACAGAAUAAAAUCAAAUUAUAAAACCACAAAAUACAGAAUCAAAAUAAAAACAAAAAUAAUCCAAUAACUCCCCCCCCAAAACCCCCCACAUUUUAAAAGGCCACUUGCUUGACUAGAUCGAAGAUGAAGAGGCGUGGGUGCAGAAACUUCUGGCUUUUGCAUAGUUGGAAUGUAGCCAAUGCUAUGAAGGUAAGAGUCACAUUAUUGCUUUGCCCACUUUUGUCUCGAGCUGCCCAGCUUGUCCGGAGUUUUGGGCUGGGCUGCCAUCAGUAUGCAGAUGACACCCAACUCUAUCUGUUGAUGGAUGGCCAUCCUGACUCGGCCCCAGACACACUGACCAGAUGUUUGGAAGCUGUGGCUGGAUGGUUACGUGGGAGCCGGUUGAAGUUAAAUCCUUCGAAGACAGAGGUCCUUUGGCUGGGAAGGGACGAUAUGGGAUUGGGGGGGCAACUCCCAUCUCUUGGGGGGUUCAAUUAGUGCCAGCACCGUCCGUUAAGAGUUUGGGUGUAAUCUUCGACACCUCCCUUUCCAUGGAGGCGCAGAUUGCAGCUACAACAAAGGCGGCAUUUUUUCAUCUCCGCCAAGCUAAGCAGUUGGCUCCUUACCUCUAUCGCCCUGACCUAGCCAAUGUGAUCCACGCAACGGUCACCUCCAGACUGGAUUAUUGUAACUCGCUCUACGUGGGGCUGACCUUGAGACUGACCCAGAAACUCCAGCGGGUGCAGAAUGCCGCGGCGAGACUCCUUAUGGGGUCCUCGCUGCGAGACCACAUUCACCCAGUGCUAUACCAGCUGCACUGGCUCCCGGUGGAGUACAGGAUCAGGUUUAAGGUGCUGGUUUUAACCUUUAAAGCCCUAUACGGCCUAGGACCCUCGUACGUAUGGGACCGCCUCUCCUGGUAUGUCCCACAGAGGAACCUACUGUAGCACCCUGCUUGUGGUUAACGCUUAGCUGGAAUGAAAUAUUCAAUGCAGCAAUAGAGAAAUUAAAAUAAUAAUUUAUUUGUCAGACAAAUAAAUGAGAGACACAGUGGUAUAUGGUUACCAAAGCUCUGCCCACUCCAGCCCUGAUGGCCAGCAUUUAUAUUUCCUCAGCCCAGCCCCCUUGCUCCUCCUUUGGCUGCCUCUGUCCAAUCAGCCUGGUUGAAAUUCCUAUUGGCUGUUUGCUAGAACCAAUCAUAAAAGAUACACCCAUUUCCUAUUACCUUUUAUGGGAGACAAAGAGCUAUAUUUCCUUCUAUCCAUAAAUGGCAGACAAGUAGCCAUAUAUCUUACAUUUGCCUCGACCAGGCACCUUAAUUACCAGAUCAUCUUUGCCCUAUUGCCCUAUUGCCCUAUUGCCCUUUCAUUCCAAAACAGAUGGCUAAUGGUUUUAAUCUUUAUCUUAAACAGAGAUCUUGGGUUCACCUUCUCACACCAUCAAUGAAAUAAGAAUCUAACAUAAGAAUCUAACAUUUCUUACUUUCUAAAUCCUUUGCAUAAUUACAUUUAAGCCAAUAUAUUUCAUACAUAACAUAUAUAGAUUUUUAGAAGAAAAGGCCUUUUCAAAGUAAAAAGAACUUAGUAAAAACAGUUUCCAAACGCAACCCCUUUCAAGCCAGCUGCUGUUCCCAUUAGCUCUUGCCCUUUAACCUUAUGAAAAUAUGGCUCAAGUCUAAUGGGAGGCACCUAGUAUUAUUUUCUGUUAAACAAUAAAUCUCACUAUUUACCAACUCUUAAUUAGUGUUUUUUGCAGCUUGAUUGUAUUCUGUAAUUUGUAUGGUCAGUGUGACCUUUUGCUCCCAGCCUGUAAUUUCCUUUUACAACCCUGAGGCACUGCUAUAGAUCAGAGGGGCCCUGUUUAGGAAGAUAAACAUCUGCCAAAGCACCCAGCCAGCUGCUUUAUGCCUGGCAUAAAACAUACAAACAUUUGCAAAUAUAUUUUUUAAGCUCAUUUUAAAAUGCAUACCUUGAUCUGAUGCCUCACUACGGUCUUCAAAUAAAAACAUCCUGAAGGUCCCAGGCCACAGAGAGGUUAGGCUGGCCUCAACUAGAGCCAGAGCUUUUUCGGCUGUGGCUCCAAUCUGGUGGAACGCUCUGUCACAAGAGACUAGGGCCCUGCGGGACUUGACAUGUUUCUGCAGGGCCUGCAAGACGGAGCUGUUCUGCCAGGCCUUUGGUCGGAGUUCAGUCUGACUCCCUCUCCCCUUUCAUAAGAACUUGCAUGAAAGUGGCCUCCCAAUUUUUCUCACAGGCCCAUAUAAGUUCAGCACAAACAGUUGGGCCUGGGGCGCAUUUAAGGUCCCCAACCCUAAUCUGCGGGUUGCCAUCUGAUUGGAUUUUAUUCUGAUCCUGAUCUGAUUUGAGGAUGUAUUUUAAUUGAUUGUCUGAUUUUAUGUUAAUGUGUUAAAGAUUUGAUGUUAGCCGCACUGAGCCUGGCUUCGGCUGGGGAGGGCGGGAUAUAAAUAAAAAUUAUGAUGAUGAUGAUGAUGAUGAUGAUGAUGAUGGACCACCUGUUGGGAACUGCAGUUCUAGAUCAUUUAUAGAUAAAUUGCAUUACCUGCAGAAGUUAUAAUUGUAUGCAAUAUAACUUUCUCUGUGGGGGCACCUACUCUAUGGGAUGACUUCCCCUUGGAGAUGAGCCUAGGCACCAACUGUUGGGUGCUUCCAGUGUGCUUAGAAAACUUAUCCAUUAUUUUAAAAAUUGCAACCCCCCCACAACAACUUACCUAUUUCCUCAGACAUUUCUAGGCUGUUUCUAUACCAGUUUUUAGCACCCUGAUUACUGUAACUAACGUUAAGAUUUUAUUGGUUUUUUGGGGGGAGGGGUAUGUUUUAUGAUUUAUUGUUGUAAACUGCUUUGAUACUCUCCGGAAUGAAAGACACUAGAAAUAGUUUUAUUUAUAAGUAACUGUAAUAUAGGGGAUGAGGGGGAUGUUCAUCAUAUUUGCAGAGGACAAAUAGUAAAUAGAUAAAUAGUAAAAUUAUCAUUAUGGAGUAGGAUGUCUCUAUUUUCAUCGGAGAAAUAUUGGCGGGUAUGCCAGUGUAGGCCAUAGUGGCUUAUGCCACAAUUGGAGAAACUGUUUUUCUGUUUCUAUCUAAUUAUUCAGCUACCCAGAAGGAAUUCCAUUCCUCGGAAAGAAAGACUAUUGCUACUUUAAUUUGACUGAGUGCCUUUAAUCACUUUAAGCACUUCUGGGUUCACAGGGCUGAUGGAUACACAGAAUCACAAGGAAACGGUCUAAAUGCUCUCAAUCCUUUGCAGUUGCUGUUGGUCCUGUGAAGAAAGCAGCGCUCGAGUCCUACAAAUAGUCAGCGGCAGGCCUUUGUUAAAAAGUCUGUAGGCCUUCCCAAUGCCUCCAGAAAAGAUUUUGUCUUAAUAAGCCAGACUGGAACCUUCUGAGAGCAGGCAGCCCGCCCUGAAAUGCUACUUGCUAAACAUGUUCCAACAGCUAAGGCGAGAUAGGGGAAGAGAAAUUGACACAUCUUACAUUGCUAAACACAUGCUAGAUUUCUCUUCAGCACAGCUUCUAAUACAAACCAUGAAACCGCAUGCUUGCAUUGGCUUUUGGGAAAUGAUUAGAGUACCGUUAAAUGUAUUCAAUAUACUCUGUUAUGAAGUCAGGGUGUAGCUGCACAGCAUGCCCUUUAACUGAGAAAUUGGGUCCUCCCUUAAAGAGGGCACAUGUUGCGGUGAGACCUGGGAACCAAACCCUGCGUUGUGGGUGGGUAUGAUCGGAUAGCCACAACACCCAAUUGGUAGGUCCCUUGAUGCAGGGUUUAAUCAGGCCAGUGGGAUGCAGGUUAAAUCGAUCAAGGGACCUAUAUAUACCUAUAUAUACCCAGAGCUUCCUCUUUCAGUGCAUGCAUCGGAACACCCGCCCACCUCUCCCUAUUUUUAGGGUUUUGCGCUUGACCUUGCUAUGCCGUCGUGUGUCGUCUGUCGUUGGGACAGGAGCACGGCAGGACUUUUCCCCACUUGGCUGAUUGGCUGGUGCCAUUUGGGUUUCACCUGCCACGUAGCAAAUCGUCACAACUUAUAAGGUUGCGGAUAGGCUCUGGUUCAGGUGAUAGGGAUGGGAGAGCGAUCUCGCCAUCUCUAUGUGAAGGGUUAUUCCGUUAAAGGAAUCCAGAGACUUGAUGGUUUGGUCUACCCCUGAGAGAGGGUUGUGCCCGUGCCUGAGUCCAAGGGGGCAUUUGGGUGGUGGAGAUAGCCUGUUCCCGGCUUUCUGCUUAUCCAGGUGUUCACCCUAGACUGACCUAUGCUGGUCCCCUGAGUCAGCGCUACCUGCAAUGGUGCAGGGAGCUAGUUGAAGCAGAGCCUAUGCAACCACUCACUUGCUGUAAUCAUUAAAGUUGUGGCCUAAAUUCUGCCAAAACCCAAACCCAAAUUUGAGUCUUGUCUGAAUUUAUUUAAGGGGGAGGUUUAAAGGUCUGAACAUGCAAAAAUCUGUUGUCUGCUCCAAAGAAUUGGUUUGGGUCUGCAGCCUAACAGAAACAGGACUUUUGUCCAGUUGCUUUUACAUUUCUGGUGUUUUGGGAUUGUGUGGAAUUGUGAAGGGAAAGCUGUGAGUGGUGGAAGAGAAUUGGCAGAAGCAGAGUCUCUUGAGCAAAACAUUAGCAGUAGAUUAACUCUGAGCAUGAUGACAUAAUUUCCAGGUGUCUCCUGGGAACCAUGCUGUGCUAUUUUCAUCUAAGGCCUGCUCUCAACAGGCUAGCAAAACGGAACACAUAUAUUGUGUUUACUUCCUGAGUUGGGGCCCUCAUUCCUCUAAACACAGACCCGCACAGCCAUUCAACUUUGCAAGGGGCUGCAGGAGAAAAUGUACAGGGCUCAUAGUUGUCUGUGAUGUGUAAUAAGUACAACUCCUCACUUGGCUACUGGUAGAGACUUUCAUCAAGAGCUCCAAACAUAGAAUGCUAGUUCUUUGCCAGUAUAAUUUUUAUACUAGUAUAUUUUUCUUUUCUUUUCUGGUUAUUUGUUUUUAAUCAAUGCCCUUUUAAAUGUGUUGUGGGAGGGGGGUUAUUGGUCUGUUGUUGUUCUUAAUUUUAUUAUGGAGCUUAUUUCCGAGUAGGUUUGUGUAGUAUUGCACUGUUAGUAUUCUGAAGUAAGUUCAACACAUACUUGAGCUUAGUUUCAGCACAUCUGAGGAUACUUUGAGUAUGUUAGAAACUAACAAUUUACGUUUUGUUGGUGGUUAUAGCUGGGAUUGAGGAGGUUCAAGCUCUAUUUAAUUGCACAGGAAGUUACUCUAUUAGCUAUUAUCUCUGAACAGGUUCCCAGACACCUGGUGCAGCCCAAUUGAUUAUUAAAUGAUUUGUCGAGAUGUUUAAGCUCUGCAGCUGCAAAGCAGAAAAUCCAAGGCAGAUGGAUCACAAAAUAGAUGGAGACAGGUUCUAAGAAUAACAUUGGCCAUAGUUCAGGAAGAACCUCACAUGUAAACAGAUUUGUUUUAAACUUCGUGUGCAUUUUUGAAAGAAAGACAGAAUUCCCCUUUGGCCGAAGAUAGCAAGGUUGAAAAUGUGACGAACAUAUCAGUAAUGAAUGACAAAAGACUAUGCCUAAGAACUUGUCCCUUUGGAUGAAGAGGGUAAUUUUUAGAAGAGAAGCUGUACUGAAGAAGAAGAAAAUAUUAUACUGCUAGUGAGGAUCUUGUUUUAGAAUGGAAGGUUGUUACUGGUAAUCUAAAAACAUUCCUGUGUCACCUGUGUGGUUUGCUCCAUUUUGCUUGACAAGGAAGGCAUGGCAUUUAAUGGUGGCAAUGAGCCUUGGCACAGGUUUGUUUAGAAAGGGAAUUUAUUUAUUUCAGGCUGGGAAGAAUUCAUUGUGAUGGUAGCCAAGACAUGCAGUCGUUGGCUAGUUGACACAGAAAAUGCUCUGGCUCUCAGCCCUGCUCAAAUAUCUAAUUCUGGAAUUACUGUACCUUGGAAAACAAAACUGACAAAUCCACUGUACUGUUUCCAUGUGUUAGGGCUAACCCCCCACUGCUGCCUGAGAUUCUGAGCUGCUGGAUACAGGGUCACUUCCAUUAUAAUUUCCUGCCUUAUCUGGUUUCCUUUCCAGUGCUUGUUUAAGCAAACAGAAAACUGGAAAGAAACGUGGCUGUUGCCUGUUUCAGCUUUACGUAGGAAGGACUGCUGUGGGAUUCUGCAUAGACGCUACACACACUGUAUUUGCUGGUAACUUCCUACACACGUAGGAUAUGAAUGGGAACAAAUGACAGAAGGCUUUGACCUCUUCUGCAGGUCUUACGAAGAGUUUCUGAAUGGUUGGAAAGCCAGGUCUUGCUCCGGGAGGGAUUCCAGCUCAUCUUCCUCUUGGAAUGAUGAUUUCAUUGUCAGAGGGCUAGGCAAGGAAGCUAGGUUAUCUCUUCAUUGACUCUAAACAUUGCACAAUUUCCCAGGCAGGAAGAAAGCUUCCUUCUCUCCUGUCCUCAUUUUGCUUAUCUUAUAGGAAGAUGUACAGGCAGUUUGACUCUGCAGCUUUACAGUUCUUUAAUCUUUGGGGUUAUAAGAGGGGAGACCUGCUUAGCUCGGCAUAAGAUGCUCCAGGAAGGAAAUACUUUCCAGAAGAGAUGAUAUAAGCAGAACCCAAACCUUUGGCAUCAGCAGCAAUAUGAACCCCAUUAAGCCCCACUUGAAAAUGCCUUCUUAUUUUAAAAACUGGUAGAUCUAUACAUGCCACAAAGAAAAGUUGUGAGAAGAACAAAUUGCCCUAUUUGCCUCCCUGUGACUUUUGGGCUUUGCAUGCUUUGGGGCACAUCUCAUUGCCCAUCAGCGUUAACUCUCCCUGGCAGUUCUGACACUUUGAGACAGCUUGGCUGAAACAUGGUUGACCCAAGGAAAGACGUAAGUGUUUGCAAAUGACACUAAACCUUUUGCAAAGAAGAGAAUCCUGAACAAUUCAUCCAAGGGCUGCUGGCUUGCAUCAUAUUCCUGACUUGAGUCCCAAGAGAACUUAUGAAGAAAGUGUGAUAUGUAACUCCCAAAGUUCAUAAGCCAACUAAAAACCUCAAACUUUAAUUAUUUUACAGAAUUUGAACAUUUCCAAUCCCAUGUGAUUCUGGAAUUUAAAAAGCAGUUCAUUACUGGCAUAUACUGCAUGGGUGGGAUGGUUUUGUUUUUCAUAACAAAUGGUGAUUUCAUGUUAUUGGAGUAAUGCGGCAGAGCAAAGUCAAAUUAUCACUCACUUGAAGGCAUUUGUACUGCAGCCAAAAGGAAUCACAGCAGUGUAGGAACUGGGAUUUGGGUCCUAAUCCAACAGUGUAUAAAGCAUUGCUGAGAAAUAAAUCCUUCCUCUACUUCCAAGUAUUCUUGGCAAGCCAUUUGGGCAGGUUUAUUGUUUCAUAUUAAGAAUUUGCUGUCAGUGGGCUUUUGCACAUGCGAUUUUGACCUCAUUUUGACAUACCCCUGUCAAAUUCAAUGAAUUGAUAUUGGAUUUUGACUGUCAUACUUGUAUGCACCUAUUAUUAUUAUUAUUAUUUUAUUUUAAAUGGCAGCAGUUUAUUGAGGAAAGGAUAUGGUCAACUUAAGACAAAUACAUUAUUCUUAAACAAAAAUGCUGCUCCAACUUGUUCAGACCACUAAGGUGAAGAGUCCAGGGUUUUUUAUUUACAGUUUUUAAAAAAAUAAUUUUUAUUAAUUUUCUUUUCUCAAAACAAAUAUCCAAUAUCAUUGCUGAACAUACAUUUUUCAAUUUCCCCCCUCCCUGUUGACUUCCCUCAACUACCAUUUCUGGUUUAUUACAUCAGAUGAUACAUUCUGCUGUUUAUUUACAAUACUAUGUUAUCACAUUGUUGUACUACUUGUUCUCUGUAAAUAAAAUUGUAAAUGUUUAUUUAAAUCUUGCCAGCAAGACCAUUUCCUUCUGUUGUUUCUGCAAAUAUAUUGUAAAGGGUUCCCAUUCUUUUUCAAAGUCACUAUUGUCCUUUUCAAGCAGUUUGUUGUCAGGAUUUUUUAUUUACAUUUAUCCCUUUAUCCAGAAGGAUGCUGAUCCACUGGUACAAAAUUCUAUCGUCACCUGAAAUCUUACACUUAAUAUGGAUAGCCUGACCACUGUAGACCAUGUGUUGGUAACCUCAAGACUGGAUUACUGCAGUGCACACACCCUGAAAAAUAAAUUUGACAAAUGGAAACCAAAUAAUAGAGAAUGAUGUCUUAGAUUUGACCCCUCUAUGUUGUCUCUUAUGCUCCAUAACAUUUUCUGCAACCACUAUCAUAAAGGGCAAUCCAUCUUUCUUCCAUCAUGGGACUCAACACUACAUAUGCAAGGUUCCCAGGUGCUCUCCUAAUAUACAUAUAUAUAUUGUAAGUGCAAAGGACAUGGACACAUUCCCAGUUUGAUGAUGUCAUAAUAAUAAAUAGCCGUUGUCAGGAAUUACUGAGGUGGAGGAAGCUCCUGAUCUGUUCCAUUCACUUGCUUAUUCCAUUUAUCCACUGGGCUAACAAGCCAAGUCAUCAAUUACCCUUUCACAUACUCUUAUAAUACUUUGUUUCUGUUGCUGUGAAAACUAUGAAUAUACAGUAUCAUCCGCAGCAACAGUCCCUAUUGUUCAAAAGUAUUUUUGUGGGUUUUGGUUUUACAUUAGAUUGAAGGUAAGUUUCUCAAAUUAAUCCAGACCUUUGAAUUCUGAAAACUCAAAACCGUUUAUUUAUUUAUUUGUUUGUUUGUGCUUUUGUAUAUUUCAGUUCUCACCUGCUUCCCUCUCCUUUCUCCUCCCCUGGAAGCUGCUCAUAGUUUUUCAGUGAGGCUGAUGUUGUGACUUCUUAUCAGUUUUUCUCUCUUGAGCUGUACUUUCUCUUUCCUGAUUUGAAAUUGUCCCCAUUAAUCUGUAUUGCUGGAUUUCUUUAAAUUAUAGCUAUGCUUCUGUCUUAGGUUGAAGACCUAGCCAGUGCUGACUGACAUCAUCUAGUGUGAAUGAAAGCAAGACAAUCAGUAUUUUGUAUCUCUUAGUUUCUGUUCAUUGGAAUUUCAUCUUUUAUUUCUCUCUUUGGACUUUGAACACAUAGGAAAAUAGGAGCCUACCUUAUACCCAGUCAGAUCAUUGGUCCAUCUAGCUUAAUAUUAUCCACACUAAUUGGUAGCAGCUCUCCAAGGUUUCAGGCCAAGAACAUUCCCAGUCUUGCCUGGAGAUCCUGAGGAUUGAAUUUGGGGCUCUCUGGGGUGGUAGAGCACAAAGGAUGCUCUGCCGCUGAGCUACGGUUAUGUUCUUAUGUACUUUUUGUUCGUCUCCUGGAACCAGAGGUAGGAUAGCUCUUAUGGUGGGGUGAAACAACUUUCUCCAAUGAGAGCAAAAUGAUGAAGUCAAGGAUGGGUGUAGGAAUGGUGCAGAUACCAAGGAAGCCCAUGCAGAGGGGACACCAUUUGAGUUGUUCUUUAGGCAUAAAAAUAUUCUGGGAUGGUGCUGAGGGAAUGUGCCUUCCCCUUCCUCAGUCCUUGCAUCCCUCUGACCAUGAGGGAUAGCUCAGUUGGUAGAGCAUAGGACUCUUAGUCUCAGGGCUGUGGGUUUGAGCUUCACCUUGGGUGGAAGACUCCUGCACUGGAGGGGAUUGGACCAGAUGAUCCUUGUGGUCCCUUCCAACUAUGGUUCUAUGAUGCCAUGGAGGCAUGUUGGAAAGUAUGGAUUUAUCUCUCCAUUCUGGUGGAGGCUUCAGUCAUGUAGGGAGCUGAUGAAAUCUCCAGAAGAGCCAUGCGACAAGGGAGCUGCGAUAUAUGUGCCUCUGUUCCCUUGUUGCCAUUCGGAUGACACAAUGCUCUUUUCUAACCUAAUUUCCAUCUGCCUCAUACAUAAAAUAUUUGACACUCCCCACCCUAUACCACAAAAUAGAAGCCUCUUCACUGCAGGCACUUUCGCUGAUCUGCCCCAUGGUGUUAAGAUGGAGGAUUUGUUAGGAACAAUGGUAUCAUUGACAGAGCCGAGCCAAGCCAAGAGGGCUCUGAAUGGGGCUGGAAACGAGACUUUAAGACAUCUGUACAUUGUGGCUGUGGGCCAGGCCCUUGCUCACUCCUUGGAUCUGACCCUGCUCCUGAGGUUUGCAGCUCAAUGAAAACUGGCAGCAGCUGUCCACAUAAAGCCUGCAUCUAUACUUCAGCAGCAGGACAUUGAAAACUGCAGGCAGCAGCAAGCAGCCUGCACCCACAGAAGUUAUUCUUUCAAAGCAAACGCUGGGUGCAUGCUAUGUGGGUGUAUCAAGGUCAGCUUUCACUUGCCUAGAUAUGGGCCAGUGAUUUUUUUCUUCUGGGUUAAAGCUGCAACCCUCCACAUAUUACCAAUAUAAAACGGGUUGUGUGUGUGUGUGCUCCAGCCAUUUCUGAAAUCACAUCAGCUUUGCAAAACAGUUCCAGUUUUGUUGUUAAUCUUAUCAGCAGAAGCAGCUUCCUUUCUGAAGAUAGAAUAUGAGAUUGAAGCCAACAGCUGGCAAAAUGCUAUCAGCCCCCUACAACAGGGUUGGGCUGAUGCACAAACUACUUUUUGAAAUCACUGGCUGGUCAGUCUUUGUUACAGAAUAGAGCCUGAUCUAUGGGGCUGACACUGCUUUCCUGCCAGGUAGUCUGGAUUUGGCUGAUUUUUCACGACAUUCACUGUCAUAGUUAACUUGUAUUCUUCUUUAGGGCCAUUGCCUGUGAUGCUGGCCUAUUAGUCAGCAGAACCACUUAGUGAUUUUCAUCCCCUUGGCAGAAAAGAAACAAAAAGUAUUUUUGGGGGGGGGGGGGGGAGGCAGAGAAUCUGAUCCAAGUGGCUCAUAUUACUUUAUCACAAGAGAAAUGUAGAGCCAUUUCUGUACAGUAUACUGGAAGUGCCUAAGGUGUGCAGUAAAUGCAUAUGUGAGUUUUAAUAGCAGAGGUAAUGAGGAAGCGUUUUGUAUGUUGUGAGUUGCUUGGGAGUGAUUUCUUGGGGGAUCCAUAUUGGUGGUGUGGCCACCUGGUGGCAGGUGGGACCAAAGCCAAAAGUGGGCAGAGGCACCCAUCUCUUCCUCCCCACCUCUUUCUCUCUCUUUUGUUCUCUGUGCCCUCCUCUUGCUUUGGUUCUGUGGUGGGUGGAAAGAAAAGAAGCUUCUCCUUCUUCCUGACCAGCAUGAAAACCCAACAGGUUGGGAAGUCAUCUCUGGGCAAGGGGAUGGCAUGGAAGAGGAUGGAGCAGUGCUAAAGAGGAGCAGUCAUGGCAGAAAGGCACUGGGACCUGCAUCCAGUCCAGGGGUCGGCAGUUCCCCACUCCUGUUUUAGUAGGGGUGACAAAUAGACAUUUAUUUAUUUAGGCAUUUUCAGAACUGUACCUUCAUCUAAAACAUGGACCUCAGAGACCUGUUGUACAUAAAAGUCAGUCCAAAUCUCUACUAUAUAUUUGUUUAAAGAACCAAAACAAUAACAUCUGAGAAAUAAUAAACCAACAACUAUUCAACGAGCAAAAGUUAGAACUAAUAGUUUGGAGUGAGAUAAACCAUGAGCCCAGGUUCACAUGUAAUGCUAUGCAAACCUGUGGAAUAGUGUUGGGUCUCAAGAGAACAGCACUAAUGUUGCUGCAGUUUUUACUGGUGCUCAUUCAGGCUAAGCCAUGAUUUGGCUUAGUGCCAAUGUCUGAACCAUGUCACAAUCAUGUGUGUGUGUGCAACUUAUAGCGCACAAAGAAAAAUGUUUACCACAGCUGUUUGUGAUAUGAACACAUUGGUCAGCAAAACCUUCCUCUUUCAAAUAAAUAACAACACAUGCAAAAAGUUGGCCAAAUGACCUCAGAAUUACAUUGCUGCUCAUGUGUUAGAUUGCCAUUUCAGUGUUUGGUUUUAUUUUAUGCUGGAUUUAACUGUAGAUCCCAGCCAGGCAUUUGUUUAGUGUCCAAUUAAGGAUGUUUUAUUUUUGUAUUCAUAAGCAUGAAAGGGUGUGGCUCAUAGCCAUUAAGUUAGCUUAACCCUGCUUAUUUUGGGUCCAUGGGUUUGACAAUAAGAACAUAAGAAUUAGAAAGGUCUGUUUUUGUUUUUUCAAAAAAACAUAGGGAUUGCAAAUAAUCUCAAAACAACAUAUGUCCCAGACAGUAGGAUGACCUCUGGAGGUGGGGAGUACACAGGUAGGGCUCCUUGAUUGCACCAUGGGAUUUCCCUCCUCUUAAAUUCCUGAUGUAAGAGCUGUUGUGCUAGAUGGCCCAUAGCCUCUACCCAUAGGAAAAAUUAGAAUCUGUGACUUGCCUUGUUUCAGGACUUAGCCCAAUUUGUCACAUGCUGGCCACAUUUGUACUUACCGGUAGGUCCUUCACAUCUUGCCCAUACUCGUUAACCACAGCAUGACACAUUUAGCGUUUACUGACAUUUGUGUGGUAGGCUGACAAAAAAUGGAAACCAGCAAGUUACAGUAACUGAAAAUUUUCAUUUUGAAUAUUUUUAUCCUGACUUUUAAAAAAUAAAAAUACCACAUGAUUACUUGUAUUUUGGCUUCUCUAGAAUAAGAUUCAUACUCAAGACCAGGCUGGAUUAUUUUGCUGCUUGAGGCAAAACUACCGCCCUCACUGUGCCCGGCCCCCACUUUGCAACUGGGUGCCUGCCACUUGCUGUGGCUUGGCACUCACUGCCCAGCACUCGCCACUGUUGAGUGCUCAACAUGUCCUGCUCCUCCACCUUGGUGGCUGCGCCCCAAUCCCCCAGUGGGACAUAAUGGUUCCAUUAAGCUGCACCCGAUCUUCUUGGAAUAUACCGUGUAAAGUGGAAAUGGCAGGACUUUCAGAGCGAUGGGAUCUCAGUUGAUCUUGAGGCCCUGGUAAAUACCCACCCUCCGAAGUUAGCCUUGACCACAAUAAUAUUAAGUUUGUGUUAGUAGGGCAAAACUCAGAUUGUUGGGUUUUGUUUGCUCGGUGUAAAUAACCCCAAAAUUUCCUGUUUCUUUUGUAGUCUAAAGAAUGGCAUCAUAGGUUGGGAAACAAUAAGGGGAAAUGGAGUGAGAGACACACAAUUCAGGGAAUGUAUAAACAAUAUCCAUUGAGCUUAUAGUGCCCUUAGUGUCGUCGUACAUAUGCCAAGGUGCAAGUCAUAACUCAGUAGCUUUGAAUCUAUCCUCUUUUAAUCAGUUGUCCAAAGAUGGGAGGAGAUGAAAGAUUUUCAAGUAAAAUGAAGUUCAAGUGAACAGGCACAGGGGUACAGUGUUAUAUGUAUGGGUAAGUUAGGUAACUUGGAGAUGCUGGUAGUUGUGAUUUGGAUGAAUGGUGAUCUGCAUAUGCCAGUUCAUGAAAGAGCAAUGAUUUUAUAGCUCUCCUGACAAUUCAUUGCCUAUAGGAGAGAGCCAGUGUGGUGUAGUGGUUAAGAGCGGUGGACUCAUAAUCUGGUGAGCCGGGUUCGCGUCUCCGCUCCUCCACAUGCAGCUGUUGGGUGACCUUGGGCUGUCACACUUCUCUGAAGUCUCUUAGCCCCACUCACCUCACAGAGUGUUUGUUGUGGGGGAGGAAGGGAAAGGAGAUUGUGAACCGCUUUGAGACUCCUUCGGGUAGUGAUAAAGCAGGAUAUCAAAUCCAAACUCUUCUUCUAUUAGGACAAAAUGGUCAUACUCAAGCUCUCAGCUGAUGUCAACUGGCCUUGGUUAUCAGUGUGUCAGUUAUCACAUGCUCUUGUCUUUGACUUUGGAUAUAUCUACAUUACAAGUAUUUGUGUUUUAUACCAGUUUGUUAUCAGCACCCACCAAAAAAAAUUGGAUAUUGUUGUUUGGUAAGGCUGAAAAUUCUGUUUAGAGAUCCCUCUUCCCCACCCUCAUCCUCACAGAACUACAAUUACCAAAUUCUCCUGUCACAGGGAAUGACUAUUUUGUUUCAGUGUGUACUACAGAUAUAUUGCUCAAAUAUACUUUCAUAUUCUUGGUCUCAGCCCAGACUUAAGAACCAGGAUAUAUGUGUGUGUGUGUGUGUGUGUGUGUGUGUGAGAGAGAGAGAGAGAGAGAGAGAGAGAGAGAGAGAGAGAGAGAAACUAAAUGGGAUAAAUUUUCACAAAAUUUAUAAAUAGAAUGGGAAAAGUGGGUAAAUGGGGCUUUGUCUCCUCUCAUAAUAUUAGAAUGCUAGGUCCCCUGUUGAAACUGAUCGGCAAACAAAAAAGUACAACUCCAUUCAAAUUCUAAAAUUCCAUGUGACUUCCAUGUUUUUAGUUAUAGUUUCAUGUGUGCAAUUGAACUGCCAACUUGGAAGAGCUUACACUGGUCAAACCCUUUGCAUAUCUGUGAAGUGCUUCCAGGAGUCACUACUUUAAUUAUUAUUAUUAUUUAACCUCAUCUGGGUUUACCACACCUGAAGCAAGUUUGGCACAGCCUCUCCUAAGGCCAUUGCUUGCUCUGAGCAUAUUGCUUAUGUCAGUUUCCUGGAAGCUAAUACAGUUUGGGUGGGAAAAACAAUUGUUUCUUGCUUUCCAGACCAUGACAACAUAGGAGAUAAUAGAGAGCUUACUUUGCAGUAUUUUUUGUUUAGGGUUUUUGUUUUAUUGUGGCUAUCUGUAGUCUGCAGUUGCAAGGCUUAGUGUUCUGUAUCAGCAAAGAAGGCCAGGGAAGCCAAAUUAAUUUUGCUGGAGUACAGUAACGAUAAAAGGUUGCCAUAUUGGCAUUAGUUGGCUUUAUUUAUCUCUAGAGCACAUUCAGUAUACAGAGGUACUUUUAAUAUUGUAACCUUCUGUGAAAGACAUGCAACUAAGAGCUAACAGCUUACCCUAGGCCAGACAGUGAGCAAUACAACUUUUGAAGUUAACUUAAAUGAUGAUCCUUCUGAAGGGAGCGAAGAAAAGAGAUGCAUUUUCCUUUAUCUCUCCUGAUGACUCACAGAUCAUGGUGAAGUGCCAGAGGCCACUUGUCGGUGAAUACCAGACUUCCUGCAAAGCCUCAAAAAGCCUAUCUUUCCCCUAGUUGCAUUUGUGUAUUUUACUCAGCUUGAUGGUACAGAUUGCGGGUUAUUUUAGCAAUAAUAGUGGUGUCCAGCGGAACAGGACAGCACUGCCCACUUGGCUUCCCAACAUGGAACUCACUGCCAAUAACCAAGAAGGAAAAGGGUGAGUCAGUGGGAAGGUCAGCGCACUGCAAAUGGGCUGGACUGGCUCUGCUGCUGUGCUUGCACAGCACCAACCUCUGCCCCGCCUCACCUUUCCCUCUUGGUUACCAGCAGCAACCUCCACACUGGGAAGCAAGGUGAACAAUGCCACCUCCACUCCACUCUGCCACGCCAGCUGCAUCUCCAACAAUAUAUUGUACAGACCCAAAAGAAGAUUUGUUGUUGUUUAGUCGUUUAGUCGUGUCCGACUCUUCGUAAGCCCAUGGACCAGAGCACACCAGGCACUCCUGUCUUCCACUGCCUCCCACAGUUUGGUCAGACUCAUGUUUGUAGCUUCGAGAACACUGUCCAACCAUCUCGUCCUCUGUCGUCCCCUUCGCCUUGUGCCCUCCAUCUUUCCCAACACCAGGGUCUUUUCCAGGGAGUCUUCUCUUCUCAUGAGGUGGCUAAAGUAUUGGAGCCUCAGCUUCAGGAUCUGUCCUUCCAGGGAGCACUCAGGGCUGAUUUCCUUAAGUAUGGCUAGGUCUGAUCUUCUUAAAAAGAAGAUCCUGUACUUUUAUUUAUUUUUAAGAUUUCUAUUUUCUACAUACAACUUUGGCAGGCCCAAAGGCCACAUGACAAUGUUGUUGUUUUUUAAAAAAAGCUUUUGUAAGAUAUUGGUGUAAGCCUUUAAUGAUGUAUGAUAGGAAGAUUUCACAGAGGUGGACAGUUUAGGUAAUGACAUGCAAAAUAUAAUUCUUUCCUGCUCUCUCUUGUCUCUCCUUUGUUGCUGGCAGGCACCUCUUUGCACCAGGCUAUACGGAAACGCAUUACACUAAGAGCGGAACUCCCCACACUGUGACUUUGAACAACACAGUAAGUAUUGCGUGCCCAGCCGCAGAGUCUCCACCCCAAGGAGCCUAGCUGACUAGAGGGAAUAGUGAAUGGAGACGACAACUGUAGGUUGUAGUUGGUUUCUCCUGUGCAAUAGGCAGAAGAACCAAGGCAGCCCAGAUCAGUGCAUUCACGGUAAGCAAUUAACUAUGGUUUGCUAUGAUGUGUGAACUGGGCCAUACGAUACAAACUGGAUUGGCUCUUGUUGGCUCUUGUUCCACCAUGGCAGGUCACACUUCUUCUCAAGAAGUCCUCUUGAAUCUAAAACUGGAUAUCCACGAGCUGGCCUCUCUGCUCUUGUCCUCUGCUAAGAGGGAUCUGAACGUUGGUUAUAUUCUCAGUUCACUGCAAAGCUAGCCCUUGCCAGCUGGCUCAUAUCCAGCAGGACCUUCUUCAUGAAUUAACUGAGUGGAAAUGCUUUGACUGGCUGGCACUUCCCCGAAACAGUGCAAAAAUUCAUAUUACUAAUUAGAUGAUUAAAAAAUGAAAAAGCUCAUGUCUAUGAGCUCAUCCUUCUUGAUGCUGCUUCCUCUUCCCUUCCUCUAGGCUUAAAGUUUCAUAAGAAAGAUUACUGUGGUGGAAUUUUAUUGACAAUUGGGUUGUAAAGCGCAUUUUUCUUGCCAUUUGUAAUGACAGGAACCUGCUACAAUAGGGCUUUAUCACUUCAUGCCAUGUGGGUGUUUUAAAGAUCUGAAAAGUAACAAUGCUCCGGGAACCAUUUGGAGUGAGCGGUAAAGUUCAUAUUGAUUUCAGUGUGCUUUGGAUCUGGCCUUUAGGCAGGCUUUCAAAGGAAUUACGUUCAAUAAUACUGCAGGACUCAAUAGUAUUAUGCCAAAAUGAGAGGUUAUGAGUAACUGAUCUGUACUUUAUUCACACCUGAAUAUUUCUUCAUGAGAUUAUAGAAUAGGAACAUUUCAUUUAUCUGUUACAUUUAUAUUCCACCUUUCUUCCAAGAGGCUAAAGGCAACAUACAAGGUACUUGCCUCCAUUCUUUCCUCACAGCAAACCGUAGAGAUAGUGACAAGCCCAAGGUCACUCAGUGAGUUUUGCAGAGAUUUGAAAUUGGGCCUUCUGAGUGCUAGUCCCAGCAUUUUAACUGUUACACCAGACGAGCUGCUUACAGUGGUGGAAUAUACCUAAAGAAAAGGAGACUUGAAUGUAUAAUUGUUUUCCCUAAAAUAGUACAUGUACAUUCCCAGAUGGAAAUGACAAGGUGUUUAUACUCAAGCCAUGUGCUUUAGCCACAUCUACCCUUCUUGGGGUUUCAAAGCACCUUAGGUUUCAUUGACAAUAAAGGAAAAAAGCAUAUGAACUAUGGACUUCUCAUAUGCAGGGUAUUUUGGGGAGCAGGUGGAGAGGAAUCUAUACAUUUUGCUAUCCUCUUCUUGCAUCAACCAUCAAGGGGAGUUGAGGAGGAAGAAUAAAUUUACAGAAUAAUACCUUGACAGUCUUUGUUCUGUCCUUCUAGGAUCAUUGCUUUUACCAUGGUACUGUGAGAGAGGUAGAAGACUCAAGUGUGGCACUCAGCAUAUGCAAUGGUCUACGGUAAGGUCAAGCUCUUCCUUAAAGGUAAAGGUAAAGGGACCCCUGACCAUUAGGUCCAGUCGUGACAGACUCUGGGGUUGUGGCGCUCAUCUCGCUUUAUUGGCCGAGGGAGCCGGCGUACAGCUUCCGAGUCAUGUGGCCAGCAUGACUAAGCCGCUUCUGAUGAACCAGAGCAGCGCACGGAAACGCCGUUUACCUUCCCGCCGGAGCGGUACCUAUUUAUCUACUUGCACUUUGACAUGCUUUCGAACUACUAGGUUGGCAGGAGCAGGGACUGAGCAACGGGAGCUUACCCCAUCACGGGGAUUUGAACCGCCGACCUUCUGAUUGGCAAGUCCUAGGCUCUGUGGUUUAACCCACAGCGCCACCCGUGUCCAAGCUCUUCCUUACAGAAUCUCAAAUUAGAUUAGUUCUCUGGGAUCACAGGGACAUUCUGAUAGUCUUGUAAUUCCCUAUCAGACAAUAUGGCAAUGACAUGUUUUUUUAAGCCAUUCAUUAGUUAUUUUUUAGCCAUACAUGGAGGAAUGGUGACAGGUGUUAAUGGGCAUUAACUAUGGCAGCUUUUACACAUCCAUGAACACAGUCUUAACAGUGAGUUUGUAAGUGACUGUGGAGGCCAAUUCUGGGUCUACACAUCCUUCCCCUGUGGGGGCAUAGGUUUUCAGGCAGGAGUUGAUCAUGGUGAGGAUUUGCCAAGCAUGCCUUCCUCUUAACACAUUUCUCCCUUUCAUCCUGAGUUCGUGUUUCUUCAAAGCCCAUGACACCUUUGGUUAAGGCUGUUCUCCAACUGGAGUGUUCGCAGGCCAGUGUUUCCCAAUUGUUAGUGUUUAUACUUCAUUUUUUAAAAGAUUUGCCUUGAGAGAGUCUUUCAACCUCUUUUGUUGACCACCAGCAUUACGCUUUCCAAUUUUAAGUUCAGAAUAGAGUAGUUUCUUUGGAAGAUGAUAAUCAGGCAUCUGAACAACAUGACCAAUGAAACAACUUGAACUGGACUUGGACUACUGAGCUACACUGUUGGUAACAGAAUGGUAGAUUUGAUUUGUUUAUUUAUUGCACUUAUAUCCUCCUUUUUUCCUACAAUGGAACCCUGUGCAGCAGACAUGUGGUUCCCAAGUGGUCUCCCAUCCAGACACUGACCAGACCUAGACCUGCGUAGCUUCAGCAAGACCAUGCCCUGAUCUAAGCCACAAGAACAGUUCUUAUGUUGCCCCAGCUCAAACUUAGAAUCCCCACAUAAUUGUAGGGUUGGAAGGGACCACAAGAGUUAUCUAGUCUAACUCACUGCAGUGCAGGAAUCUUCUGCUCAACAUGGGGCUCAAACCUACGACCCUGAGAUUUAAGAGUCUCAUACUGUACCAACUGAACUAUACCGAAACGACAAAUGACAUCAGUGAGGGAUCCCCAGAAAUGUACAUUCAAAAGGAGGUUAUCUGCAUUAAGAUUUUCACCUCCAAGCACCAUUUGAAGAAAUGUUCAUUAGGUGCUCAAGAUUCUAUUCCUCUGAAUUCUAUCUUACAUAAAAUCUCAUCAUCAAUAGACUCAUUUCAGUAUCUUCAGUUUCCACCACAUGCUUGCUUUCCUGCCUUCUUAGAAUCUUAUCUCUUUAUCUCAGCAGAUUAUUCUGAAUUUCUCCCUUUCAGUGCCAGCAUUUUAUAGCAAUCUUGACAUACAUGCUUCUUCUGAAAAGCUGUUCUCUUCCAUUUACCCCUCGCAAGAACAGAAUUCUCUAACAUCCCAUGUUAGCCACAAGUCUGUUGUACAGAUACGCACAUAUUUAUUCCACGUGAGAUGAUUUGACCUCCUGAAAUGACAAGUUAAAGAGAUUAUUUUUAUAAACAGGACGUGGUUUCCUUUUGGUCACCUUUAUUCAAAGCCAUUUGAAAGCUGGGCUGCCAUCCAGCCAGGAAACAGUUUUCGCCAAUUUUUAUUUCCCCCCCAAAUCCCUCAAUGACCUCAAGUCACUUUAAUGUAAACAAACUGUCCAGUAGUGUAAACAAAGCAAAUCCUGGCCAUUUAUGGCUGACAUAAUACACAGAGCCCACACAAAAUAGGAAGCAUCGCAGGUGCAUGCUGGCCUACUUUCACCCUCCCCCCCCCACAUUUUCCGGUACUAUAUUCCUGGCUGCAAAAUGACCAUCUGAAACCUCAUUCUUCAUUUACAGUAGAGUUGGUCCAUGUGCUGGCCAGUAUCCUUGAUAUUGUUCUAAGUCCUUUCAGAAUUACUGGAGGAAUACAGAAGCUAAACACUUGCAUAUGUUUGUACUUCUCAAGGGGGGAAGUGAGCAGGUGGGGAAGGGUGUAACGAUCUCUAAGGCCAAACACUUCUUCCUUGGUACAAUGCACUCAAAACAAUCUCAUUUGAGAAAUUGUUCCCAGUCAUUCUUCAUAAAUAAUAACUGGGAGAGCAAAAACACCCAAUUUUAUAUAGGCAAUUCUCAUGAAACAAUACUAGUUUCCUUUGUUGAAAACAGGCCUUUCUGUAAUUUGUAGUUGAAGUGAUCACAACUAAAGCCCCUUUACUGAAAAUAAGUGCCCAGAGUAUUAAUAAUAAGGUAUCCUAGUGCUGGCUUCUGCUAGCACAGAAUAUGACCCCAUGUGUUCUCUUACCCUUCCGUGAUCUUAGGUAAAGAUAAAGGGACCCCUGACCAUUAGGUCUAGUCGUGGCCGACUCUGGGGUUGCGGCGCUCAUCUUGCUUUAUUGGCCGAGGGAGCCGGCGUACAGCUGGUCAUGUGGCCAGCAUGACUAAGCUGCUUCUGAUGAACCAGAGCAGCGCACGGAAACGCCGUUUACCUUCCCGCCGGAGCGGUACCUAUUUAUCUACUUGCACUUUGACAUGCUUUUGAACUGCUAGGUUGGCAGGAGCUGGGACUGAGCAAUGGGAGCUCACCCCGUCAUGGGGAUUUGAACUGCCGACCUUCUGAUCGGCAAGUCCUAGGCUCUGUGGUUUAACCCACAGUGCCACCCUUCCGUGAUCUUAGGCCUUAGCAAAACGUGCUGAAACUUUCUUUUAUACAAAUUCAGUAAAAAAUUAUUCUCCACAACAUACACCAAGCUAGGUGAUUAUUGGUUUGUAUUCAUAGAAUCACUGAGUUGGAAGAGACCAUGAAGGACAUCUAGUGCAACUUCCUGCAAAUCCAUGAAUCUUUUGCCCAACAUGAGGCUCGAACCCAUGACCCUGAGAUUAAGAUUAAGAUGCUCAAGCGACUGAGCAAUCCCAGAGGAAUAAUGAAGUGUAAAUACUUGCCUUCCAUAACUUCUGCUUUAUUGAUUUUGUCUUCCAGUGGCCUUAUAGUCCUGAGCAACAACCUCAGUUAUGUCUUGGAACCACUGCCUCAUAGCCAUGAGCAACACUUGAUCUACAGGUCUGAACAUCUCAAGGUUGCCAGGGGUACCUGUGGAAACCAGCAUUCAGGAUCAAAGGCUAUGGAUUGGCUUGGAGAGUUGACAAGCCCAGCAGCGUCCAGUUAUCGCAGGGUUAGUACUUCGGAAUUAUUCCGUUGCAUCCCAGAAGACAUCUGUUUUGAAAGCUCUAAGGAAAGCAACGAUUCUUGCUUAAAUGUUUAAAGUACUCCACUUGUAUUAUCUCAAUAAUCAUGGGAACAGCAGUAUAAAAAAGGCCACAUCAUUAUUCCAAGAUUACAGAUGAAGGACUGAGGCUAAAAAACAGUGAUUUGCCUUAGGUCCCCCCCAGGAAAAUGAAGUCUGAGCUAAGAAUCCAUAACAGAACUUCUCCUUCCUCUUCUUUGCCCACAUGCCACCUAGCCAGUGUGGUGUAGUGGUUAAGAGCGGUAGUCUCGUAAUCUGGUGAACCGGGUUCGCGUCUCCGCUCCUCCACAUGCAGCUACUGGGUGAUCUUUGGCUAGUCACACUUCUCUGAAGUUUCUCAGCCUCACUCACCUCACAGAGUGUUUGUUGUGGGGGAGGAAGGGAAAGGAGAAUGUUAGCCGCUUUGAGACUCCUUCAGGGAGUGAAAGGCGGGAUAUCAAAUCCAAACUCUUCUUCCUCUUCUUCUUCAAAUCUGGGCUGAAGAGGUGGGGUUUUCUCUUGAAAUUAUGAGGACUACAAACAGUUUCUAAUUAUUUCAGCAUAUGUAACAUUUUUGAACCUGACAAAAUGAGUACAUUUUAAUAAAAGUGGUUUUUGAAUUUUAAAGAGCUUCAUGAAACAGUUUGGGAUGUGUACUUUUGCCACCAUAGGUGAAGAGGGAUGACCAACAGUCUAUGAAAUACGUGGAGCUCCUUCUAGUGGCUGAUUAUGCAGAGGUAAGAGGGACGUGGAUUUAUACCAGAUCCAGAAUCAAACCCAGGAUAGACAGUUCAGGGCCAAACUACUUAUUACACGUGAGAUCAAUGAUCGGACCUUCUGGUGAUUUGUCUUUUUACUUAAAAGGAGCUGUAGGGGGAUCCUGCAUCCAUAUCCCCAUCCCUUUUGGUGUUAAUAGUAACUUUGGAGGCUGCUUUAAAGUAAAAAUACAGAAAAUUAUGACACAAAAUCAAAAUAUCCUGCGUGAUAUGUUAAUUGGACCUGGUGAGCUACCAAAAAUAGCAAAACAGGAAUGUUUUGUCUUGGAUUGUUUUAUUUGAUGUUUUAAUGUGUUUUAAAAUGCUUUGAUAUUUUUUCUCAGAAAUACAAAGCAGUAUAGAAAUAAAAUGAGUAUAAUUUAUGUGUGUUUUCCAAACCUGAUUUAACAAUGCUCCUUAUCCCAGAUCUGUAUACUUCUCUUCUCCUGUUCUUUUAGCUGCAGACCCUUCUGCUAAAACAUGUAGCAAAGGAUCAAACUGUAUUGAGAGCACUCAUAUAUUUCAUAUUGUGUAUGUUAGCAACUGACAGAAAUGUAAAAACAUCCUGUCUGCAUGUGCCUGGAAUCUGUUUCUAAUCAUUGACCUGGAGCUAGUUGGGUCUUUGUCUUGUUAACCAUCCCCAAGAGCAUUAGGUCAUUCACGCAACUUUUAUUUUAAUGGCUUUUUUCCCUGGCACACUCUUCUCCUAAGAUUUCAUCGCUGCUCAUAUAAUUUAUGUCGGGGUAACUUGAUCCUCUCUGCAUAACUGGAUCUCUUCAUAACUGUUGUUUUCCCACUUGCAAUUUUGCAAUUGAUGUAAAGGGCACAUUCCUCCUGUUGUGACAUAUGUGUGUGUCUGCACACCUGCACAUACACACAAGGCUUCCAUUAUGCUAGAGUUUGUGUCUCUGAAUCCUCUGUGCAUAAAUAUCAUGCAUAACUAUUGUGUUUAGUUAAUCACAACUAGUGCCAUUUGGAUUUUACAACCAAAACUGCAAUCCCACUUGGGCCAAAUUGUUCCAAUCAGAGUAGACAAACCACUGCAUUUUUCUCACCCUUAGAAAGUGGUUGGGUACCUCUGGCCCACUGAUCUAACUUGUAGACCUGGCAGGUCUGUUCACUUGCUCAAGUCAUGGCCCCCUGCCCUACAAAUAUGGCGCCAAGUGUGAGGCAGGAAAGGAUGUGGCUACCUGUCAAAAGCAGGGUUUGGAGCAGUGUUUCUCAAGCUUGAGUCCUCAGCUGUGGUUGGACUACAAAUCCCAUCAUCCCUAGCUAGCAGGACCAGUGGUCAAGGUUGAUGGGAGUUGUAGUCCAUCCACAGCUAGUGACCUGAGUUCAAGAAGCACUGCUCUAGAGGCACUAUUAAUCAGCUUGUCAUUGACACCUGCAAAACUCCCUGCCUAUGCUAUUGUGGUUGGAUUUCAAAUUGUGCAGGCAAAGGAGAACAUUUCACCUGGUGAUAUUGUAAUGUCAGGUGAUUGACAAGUAGGCACUGAGAAGCUGAGCAGGUGGUGUGAGAAAAAUAACAUUCUGGGUUUUCUAGUUGUUUUCUCACCCUCCUUUUACUAGACAAAGUGAAUACAGAAAUACAUAAGGAGACAUCAGAAAGAAAAAUAGGCAACCUUUUCCCCAAUCACGCCCUAAAAGGGGGGCAAAUCCAUUUCACAAAACAGACCCACAAAUGGUCGUUGCUUGGAUCAAGCAACCUAUGUUCAGUUAACAGACAAUAUUUUAAGGGACAUGCACAUCACACCCAUUUUUGGGUGGUGUUUUUUUGCAGACACCACAAAGCAGAAGCUACAUCUGCUCUGCGGUGUCUGCAAAAAUCAGCACGACAAUUUAUGGAGGUUGCUAUGCAAACAUCUGGAUGGGAUAAGUUGCCCCGAGGCUAGUGUGGGUGAUGCAACCAGCAGAGCUUGAGGGACAGGGAUUAGAACACUAAUUACUAGAUAGCAUGCUGUGCAUAUGAGGAGAAUACAACUAAUCCUGCCAAAAACUUAUAGGCGGCAUUUCAGGAUAAUGUUACAACUGUGUUUGGUCAUGUAGGACAGAGAGAUUGUGCUCUUUUUAUAAUUACAAAUAGCCUGAUACAGAGGAAUACUCAACACUGGUUAGUGGGCAGUCAGCUGCAGCAAGAAACCAUUAUUAUCUAUGCCAUCUGGACUGUACUUUCAUGAGCCCCACUAAUCUGUCAGGGGUGAGAGAGGUGACACUAAUUCUGCUAGGACAGGCAGGGUAACCAGAAGUGUUUCUAGGCUCUGCUGUGUUAAGAGCUGGUUUUGAUUUCAGUGCCAUUCUGAUGUUGCUGUGUAAGCCACAUCAUAAGGGCUGUGUACCUCCAUAAGGGCUGUUCACCCUUUCCGUUUCUAAAAUUAGAGAUUAUUACAGCGGUGCCUGAAAUGCACAAAGGUGCCUGAAAUGUGCUCCAAAAAUUUGACCAUAUAAAGACUAUGCUGAACUUUUUAUCUAAAGAAUUCAAAAAAUUAUUUAAGUGUUUUCUGGAAGCGCAGAGUCCAAGGAAAUUAUUAAAGCUUGUAAAUGUUCGUGGGAUAAAUUGAAAUGCGAGUUUCAAAUCCCUGGUAGUUGGGCAGUAAAAACAGGCAGCUCCCCUAGUGAGUCAGGGCCAGAAUCUCAAAGGAAUAAAUUUCACAGAGUUAGGAAUGGCAGUGAUAUUUUAUGGAAUAAUUCUGAAAUGCUUUUCCCUCCCCAGUUUCAGAAGCAUAAUUAUGAUCUUCAAGCAACCAAAAAUAAGUUACUGGAAGCUGCCAAUUAUGUAGAUAAGGUGAGACCAAAUAGCUACGUUUUAUGAGAAAACUGCUUUUAUUUUUUUAAAGAAAGAUGCCAAAUGCUAAGGACUUAACUACAUGCUUAUAAGUGAAUAUUCGCUUUUUAAAAAAUGAGAAAAGAGUUUGGGGAGUUUCAUUUGUUGUUAAAAAAAAAUGGCGGUGGGGGAGUGCUUAACUUUCACCCCUCCCAUCAUUCCAACUUUCAUCCCAAGGUCGCUGUUCUCCUGUGAAGUUCCAAAUGUGUAUUUGAAUAAUUUUAGUAGUAGCUUUAAGAAAGAUAUGAAACUUAAGAUAAACCAAUAAUUAGUUAAUUUAAGAUAAAAGUGUGUAUUGGCAACAAAUAAUAUAUAAAUGAAAUAAGAAAUGGACGGGAGGUUGGGUCUAUAGUCUAAGGAGCACUUUUUGCUUUAUUGAUUUGUAAUUAAUAUUGUCUUUGUUACUGUUUUGUUUGUGUUCUUGUUUUGUUUUUCCCUUUUUUGGUGUAUCAAAUAAUAAUAAUAUUAUUUCAGAGGACAAAUUUGUUGUAUGGGGGGAAGCCACUGCAGGGGACAUUUGAAGGAGAAAAAUGAUUGGCAUUUGAAAAGAUUAAGAACCUAACCCUAUGCUGUUUUUUUCUUUACAUCCCCUCUCCUCCCAACUGCUUUUCCAAGCAAUCAGUGGCAAAUUCUGAGCGUUUGCAUGUAAUGUCUAGUACAGCUUUAAGAAUCACAAAGAAUUCAGUUUCAACUUUUGCUGCAUGUUUUAUGUACAUUUAUUUCCCAAGGAGAGCUAGGUAAGGAAGAAUGUGGUGUACUGUAUUCUAGGAAGACGUAAACUCACAUUGGAGCUAUAAUAUGGUAGAAACAGAGGCAUGUGAUUAAUUCUAGCUCUUCUUUUCUCCAACCUCUUAGUUUUACAAAUCUCUGAACAUACGAGUUGCUCUGGUUGGGCUUGAGGUUUGGAAUGACCACAAUAAGUGUGACAUCUCUGAGAACCCACAUUCGACCCUGUGGUCUUUUCUUGCUUGGAGGCGUAAGCUGCUUAUGUACAAAAAGCACGACAAUGCCCAGCUAAUCACGUAAGUUGUUUUUAUAGGAAUAAUAUGACCGCUGCUCCAAGUUCUCUAGUUACUAAAUGUGAACUGGUACUGUUCUAUGCAACUGUGUUGAUACUAGUCACACUUUGGCUGUCUGCCCCCCUCCCUGGUAUAAAGAACCAAAUGCAGAUCCUGUUUCAAAAAUACCUGCAACAACUUUCAUGUCUUGCCAACCCCUUCUGUAGAAGAUUUGCAUUGGUUCGUAUUGACUUGUAACUUUUGGAGAAAGCAAUGCAAGCUGCAAGGUAAAGGUAAAGGGACCCCUGACCAUUAGGUCCAGUCAUGACCGACUCUGGGGUUGCGGUGCUCAUCUUGCUUUACUGGCCAAGGGAGCCGGCAUUUGUCCGCAGACAGCUUCUGGGUCAUGUGGCCAGCAUGACUAAGCCGCUUCUGGCGAACCAGAGCAGCUCACGGAAACACCGUUUACCUUCCCGCCAGAGCGGUACCUAUUUAUCUACUUGCACUUUGAUGUGCUUUUGAACUGCUAGGUUGGCAGGAGCAGGGACCGAGCAACGGGAGCUCACCCUGGCACGGGGAUUCGAACCGCCGACCUUCUGAUCGGCAAGCCCUAGGCUCUGUGGUUUAACCCACAGUGCCACCCGCGUCCGUAAUGCAAGCUGCAAGCUUAGGCUUAAUUUCCAGAUUUGCCUCUAAAAUGUAACUGCAUUCAUAAACCAGUUCAAAAGGCUGUGGUUUGUGUGAAUCCUUUAAUGUUUGCAGUGUUUAAUGAACCACUGGAAUCAUUGCUGCUUAUUGGAACGGUGCUGGGGUAUAGCAGGGUGGUAGUGAGAUCAGGGCAGAGUGGGAACAUCUACUGUAUGUGGUGACCCUACCAGAGCACUGCACAGCCCCAACCUUGCUGCCACCCAGCCCUGUCUAGGUUUGCUUGCAGUGAUGGCAGUGGAGAAAGGGCAGCACAGACUCCUAUGGAAUGCUGGGCACUUUGACAAGCAGCUCUUCUCUGCAACGUCUCUCCAAAUCUGUUUCAGUGGGAUGUCCUUCCACGGUACUACAAUUGGCUUAGCCCCCUUGAUGGCCAUGUGUUCUGUCUACCAGUCUGGAGGAGUGAAUAUGGUAAGCUUCAUAAACUUGACAAAAAGCACAACCCUCCAGGAAGUUGCUGUGCACAAGAUCUGGUGAAAUGAGUAGCAGCACAGCAUCCCACACUUCCACUGGAUACUUCCUGUAUUGUUUUGUGCCUGAUGAAACCACCAUCCAGAGAAUGCAAGGUCACAAGUUAACAUUGCUUGGUGGUAAUUCAGGAGACUACCCCUUGCCCCAAGAGCACUCCUUGAGAUGACAUGUGACCCUAUCACAGAUUCCUGUGAUCAUCGUCCCAGUAAACUAGAAUUGCAGUUUUAUGUACACUUACCUGGGAGUACCACUGAGCAUGGUGAAAUUUAUUUCUGAGUAGAUAUGCAUGGGAUCUUAGCUUAAACCAUAUAUGGGGCACAUGUUAUCUUCCAGGUGCUGUUGGACUCCAGUUCUCAGGGCAUCCCUAAGAGGGCUUGUGGCAAAUGACAUUGUCUGCACCCACCCCUCACCCACAAUUCCUUCAUCUUCUCCCUGCUUCUGUCGCCCAUCCUCUUAAUUGUGAUGGCAGUGGCACCCCUUUCCCCACCUCACUUCUUGUUUUGUCUUCUACUGCUGCUGCAGCAGCUGCCCCUCUGCACCCCUGGUUUACAUUCCCCUGCUUUUUCUGCCACUUUGGUGCCACCAGGGCCCUCUGCUCCCACCCUGCCUCGCUAUAGGAACGAAGGUGGUGAAGAGUCUCGCUGGGUGGAUGGGAAACAGCAGGGUUGUUGGUACCUAGUACCUAUCAGAGUGUGGAGCCUGGGGUGGUCACUCCAGUUUGCCCCCUUCCCAAAGAUGAUGCCCUCCCAACUCCUGCCAUCCCUGUCCAGGAUAUGCUGAGAUGAUGGGAGUUGGGAGUCCCAACAGCAACUGGAGGGGCACAGGUUCCUGAUAUCUGGCUUGAGUCUGAGGGUAGUUCUUCCCAGGAAUGUUGCACAGCUGAGGAAGAGGAGAGCAUCUUGCACCCAUGCUACAUUGGGCGUUCUGAUGGACAGGCCCAUCUCCUGAGCCAGAUAAUAUAUAUUUCUGUUCAUAAUGUGCUGCAUGGUAUACUGACUCUCACCCUUGAUUCCUUGCCUGGGCAGGAUCACUCUGAAAAUGCCAUUGGAGUUGCUGCCACCAUGGCCCAUGAGAUGGGCCAUAACUUUGGCAUGAGCCACGAUGCGGCUGGCUGCUGUACGGCCAGCGCUAGAGAUGGAGGUUGCAUCAUGGCUGCUGCGACAGGGUGAGGUGGCUCUUCUCAUUGUUUAGUAAAAACAUGCUACGAACUGGGUUGCAUUAGAGUGCUUUCCUUUAUUUACGACUGGUUUGAGGAAGGAGCUUUAAUCUGAAUUAUAACUUAGUCAAGGGCUCAUCCACACUUCUGAGAAGUUUUCUGCUUCCCCUGUGCUUCUAGCCAUGAGCCAAAGUGGUUUUCUGUUUUCCCCGCCACUUUCCCACUGAAUCAGAACAAACAUCAGUCCACAGAAAACCUGAUUGGCGCUUGCUCCAAUUCAAUGGUAAAGAGCCAGUUUUUCUGGGGGAAAGCAACAAGACCGUUGGAACAGUGGAUGAGUUAAAAUAUCAGUCUACCCACCAUGUUUUUCACUCUCUCAGAGGUCAGGAAAAUUCUAACACUCUAGCACUUAAAGUUCAGUGAUAAAAUGAAACAGCACUCCCCCCCCCCCCCACCGAAUAUUUGGUACAGGACGGAUUACUGCUUAAACGCAAAAAGGGCAAUUCUGUUGUGCCUGCCUUUCACUUGACACAGUAAUGAUAUACUGAUAGGGAAAGGAAGCAUUGUUCGCUGGUGGUUUCUAGUAACAAAAUAUUUUCUUGUGUCACUGUAAUGCAUUACUUCACAACCCAUUCAAAACAAUGUGCCCUCCUUGCUUGCAGGGACCCAUUCCCCAGGGUAUUCAACAGAUGCAAUAUGAAGGAGCUGGACAGGUACCUGCAGUCUGGUGGAGGGAUGUGUCUUUACAAUAUGCCAGAUACCAAGACCUUAUACGGAGGACAGAGAUGUGGAAAUGGCUACCUGGAGGAAGGGGAGGAGUGUGAUUGUGGAGAAGAAGAGGUAACUCUUGUUGGACUUAUUUCAUGAUUGAAGGGGUCACUGGCACGACUUUACAUUAUCCAUGUUACAACAACUUUUAAAAACUAAAACAUAGGCUGCAACAUAAGCAGAGAGAGAAAAUGGAAUUAUGAUACAGUAACAUAUCAGCAACACAAACACUCUCUGUAAACCUGGAAUAGUUCUGCCUCUGUCCCCCUCCCACCCCCCUAGAAUGAUUACUGCGCUGUUUGUAAUUCCAAAUCCCCUUUGCAACUAAAGAACCAAGAGUCUUGUGGCAUCUGGAAGACAAUUUUUCUUGUGACAAAAGCACAAAACUAUACUAGAUGCACAAUCUCAUGGGAAGGGAUUCGGCAAUGAAAUAAAUGAAUAACAAUGAUAAUAAGGAUAGCAUUUUGAUCCAAAUUCAUGUGAGAAUUGCUGCAAUUCGAGAAUUCUGGCAGCUCCCAAGCACAUCGUGGAGGUAGAAAUACAGUUAGGAAAUGUGCUUGGAGCUCGUUCCAGGUUAUUUGUUAUGUGUGUGGUUUAAAGACCAAUGGCACAUGCAGUUACAACCUUACAACCUGCCCUGGAAAGCAGCCCACUGCUCCCUGGUGUUUUUUUGUCUGCCCUGUAAACACAGCACGUGUCUUGUUUCUUCCCCUUCUCCCUUAGGAAUGUAAUAAUCCUUGUUGCAAUGCCUCUAAUUGCUCUCUGAAGCCUGGUGCUGAAUGUGCCCAUGGAACUUGCUGUCACCUCUGCAAGGUGGGGUUACUUGGUUCCUCUCUGUACAGCACAACAAAUAAAGGUUUGCUUUUCUGUUUAUAGGACAAUAAAUGAGAAGGAGAGGGAGGGAGACUGUGACCUUGUUCUGUCUGGGGCUGGUUUGCAUGUUAGAUUCACACUUCUUUUGGGAAACCCAGGUAUAAAAAGUACUCCACUUUAAAUGGAAGAACACAUGCAUAGCACUUUCAACGGUAAACUGGGCACAGGGGUUGAAAUAUGUGGCUUUCCUUAUAGCAAAUGCAGAAACAGCAAACCAAGUGAUCAAGCCCCACUUCUGCAGUCACCGCAGGGAGACCUGGUCAUUUAAAUAUGCACAAACCUUUUGACAAUGCCACAAGUGUAUUUUGCUAGCGUCAGGCUGGAUUUUUAUUGAAAUGCCUUCUGUUACUGCUGGACAGAAAUCUACAGGUGUUUGUGUGCCUAGGCGAGACUGUGAAAGAGCCACCUAUUUUCUCAUCUUGUGGGAAACCUACUCCUCAGACCCAGCCCCCCGCCCGCCAGCUGUUUUGGCUUAUACUGGUGCCGCCUUGUGAUUAUGGGAUAUAGCAACUGCAAGUGGAUGGCUUGUCUUUCAAAGCAGGCAACUGGCUGGUGUGGGGCCUCCCUGCUCGAUUCUAUUACCAGUUAUUGGUAUUUCUUUUUCUGCGCUGCAGGCGCCUCAAUGCUAGGGAGACGAAACAUGUACUUAGGCACACAGAGGCUGUUUUCCAGGGGGAUUAAACUGCCUUGUAUCUCGCUUAAUAGCUUUCUGUUCUGCUUUACACUACCCAAAGCUGAAUUCCUUUGCCAGCCAACCGGCUGAUAAAUCUGUAGCAGUAGGCUCGGGUGGGGUGCAGAUGCCUGUGUCUCAUUUUACGUCUCAGUUUUCCUAGGCAAGUGUAGUUAAAAUAGUCUUGGUAUGUUAACUGCUUCCAUGCUCCUCUCCAAAUGCCGACUUCCAUUAGAAUCAGGUGCCUGGUGCAACCCAGUCAGAUGGGCGGCACAUCAUCAUCAUCACCACUGCACAUGUUGGCUCUGUUUGUGGCCAAUUUAUCAGGUCCAGCCGUUCUCCAAGAAAGUUCCAUAUUUUGCAGACAACUGUAACAUUUUAAUCCUCUCCAUCAGUUUCAGGGAAUCCUUUGUCUUCCAGAUGUUGCUGAACUACAACUCCCAUCAGCCACAGCCAGCAUGGCCAAUGGCCAGGGAUGAUGGGAGUUGGAAUCCAUCAGCAUCUGGAAUGCCAAAGGUUCCCUACACCUGCUCUACAUGGUGUCAGCUGCCUACAGCCGGAACAAGGCUGACAAUCACUGUACUUUAUAGCAGUCACCGUAGCCCUGAUGAUGGUGAGGAGCAGCUGUUAGUCCUUCAGAGUUCUGCACACAAGAUUCAUUGUGUUUUGUGUGAGCACGGAUACUUCUCUUCCUUCCUGUCAUUGUGCUGAAACUUUACGUUGUGCCAGCAGUAUAUUCCAGGCACUGUGCAGAAUACAGACAUAGGCUGCUCCCUGUCCUUCCCAUCUAACCUGGUGCUGUCUACUCUGGCUAGUAACAGAAGCUCCUCAGUGGUCUUUACCAGCACUGCUGUCUGAGUGGGAUCUUUUAAAAAAUGGAGAUGUUGGGGAUCGAACCUAUGUCAUUAAGGACAAACAAGGGUGCAGCAAUGCCCAGAAGCCACCCUCCUGUCACUGCUGCUGCUGCUGACCAAUAUAGUGUGCCCACAAGGUUGAGGGACUGCUGGAUUGAUGUAAUAGGUACACCAAUGCAUACCUAUUCAAACUGGUAUUCUAUAAAAUCAUAAACCUUAGAAGAAGUUAUGGGAAACCAACAGGCCGAAAGAUGAACCUGUUCACUUAAGUCACCAGGUGUGCUUACCUGAGUUUUACCCUGGAGCAACUCUUUUAAUUGUUUCCUCUUUCUUUAGUUGAUUUCACCAGGGACUCUUUGCCGGGAACAAGCCAGACCUUGUGACCUGCCAGAAUACUGUACAGGCAAAUCCCCGUUCUGCCCUGCAAACUUCUACCAACUGGAUGGCACUCCUUGUGCGAGUGGCAGGGCGUAUUGCUACAGCGGAAUGUGCCUCACGUACGAACAGCAGUGCUUGCAGCUCUGGGGAUAUGGUAAGGAAGGACAUGUGACUAAAUGGAGUGGGGGGCUUUUCAAACAGCAUGGGGUCUAGGGAAGGGAAGGAGCAAAUCGUUCCCCUGCUGAUAUCCUGAGCUUGAGGGAUGGAGCUGUAUUAGGACAGAGGAGCAGGGAAAAUGAUAGAUUGGGGAAUGGACUUUACAUCCAUUGAGUCUGCUGUGACCAGAUGCAACCGUGACUUGUGUGCUCUUAAUAGUUAAGUAGAAUGAAUUUUAGCAGGAGCAGCUUCUCCUAUCACAGUGCAGUAGGUUCAAGGGAAAUUACAUAUGCUAAAAUCCCUUCUGCUACACAGCCCUGUCCCUGGUUGAAUAUGAUCAACCUAUGGGUCCAUACCUUUAUUGUGGCUGGUAGCAGUCCAACCAAAUGGAACGAGGAAAACCAUUCCUUUUACUCUACCAGUAAUUUUCUAUCCAGAUUGUCAAAAACUGAAUCUCCUGGUCUCUGAAAAUUAUGGAAGACAUUGCCUUUUAAAUAAAUAUGGUUUUAGCAAACAAUUUAAUCUUGGUCCCCACUUUCCUAUUUCUUGCCUAUGAUAUUUUGAAUGGUGGGGAAUAGCUUUUUGAAUUUCUUCACAACCACGUGGAACAAAAAACCUUUAGAAGGAGUAUGGAAUUCUCAUGAUUCCACAUACCAAGAAAAGUUGCUUCGUAAGCUACGUGUGGAGCACAUUACACAUAUCUCUUACAUUUCCACUGUUUGUAGCAAUCCACUGUCAUGCUAGCCAGUUUUUCCUCAAACUUGGGUCCUCAGCUGUUGUUGGACUACAACUCCUAUCAUGCCUAGCUAGCAGGACAAGUGGUCACGGAUGAUGGGAGUAGUAGUUCCACAACAGUUGGAGACCCAAGUUUGAGAAAUGCUAUGCUAUCCUGUGCCACAGGGGGAGUGAUACUGAUGACGUAUCUCGUAUGCCUCGGUUUCUUAGUGUUGCUGUUGGGUUUUUUGCUCUUCACCUGUAAACGACAAUAGAGAGUUCACAUCUACUGCCAUGGUAGAAAGUUGGUGGUUGGCAGAUUUGGGUAAGCUACUAUCUUCCACAAAAAUCAGUUACAUGAAUCUCUUCCAUGCAGGAGCAAGGCCAGCACCUGACAUCUGCUUUGAGAGGGUUAAUGCUGCUGGCGAUUCCUAUGGGAACUGUGGGAAGGAUAUCAAUGGCCGAUACAGGAAGUGCAACUUAAGGUAGAAAGCAGAUCCAACUAUGCUGGGUGGGAUUGGUGUCCUUACAGGUUAAAGGCUUAAAAAUAACCAGUUUUCUAUUGUAACUGGCUGAAGAUGACUUCUGGUUUCUUAGGAAUUUUGUUAGCAAUAUUCAGUUGCUUAUAUUGAAUAUUUUAGUGAAUGUUCAUGCCAUGUGAACGUAAACUAUUCUUUCGGGUCACACUUUUUCAAAAUAUCCUUCCACUGGUUUUCUGAGUGUGUGGUUUGCAUCUAAAGAAAAGCAGCAUGACUUGUGAGUAAGCCUACUGUGUGAAAUGAACUGUGUGAGGUGCUCGUUUGUGAACAAAUCUGCUACUUAGAAAAGAGUGGGCCCAGCUGGCCACCCCAGGUACUACUUAUUGAUGGGUUGCCACCAAUCUUUUAAGGAGGAAGCUUAGGUGAUCCCUCAUGAGAAACUCUAAUGAGAAACUUUAUUUCUCAAAACCAAGCCUGACUCUAAGCAUUGACUCCUUUGAGGCCGAUCCCAAGAUAUAUCCAGGGAAAAGUUGAUGCAAAUACACCAUUAGUUGUGCCUAAGGAACGUUAGCGCCUGGUCCCAUAGAAAGUUCUCUGUCUCAGAUUUGCUCAUUUUGUAGAAUGGAAAUGAUAGUUUCUUGAAUGUGAAGAAAAGCUGAGACUUUAGCCAGAAUGCUCAGGUUCUCAUGCACUAUUUUCACUUUCCAGAGAUGCUAAGUGUGGCAAGAUACAGUGCCAAAGUUCUGCUUCCAAGCCUUUGGAGUCCAAUGCUGUUGCAAUUGACACGACUAUCACAUUAGACGGAAGGAACAUAUUCUGUCGUGGGACUCACGUAUACCGAAAUGAAGAUGAAGGUGACAUGUUAGACCCGGGCCUUGUGAUGGCAGGAACGAAGUGUGGUGACAGUCAUGUAAGUGCAGGUUGCCUACAAUGCUCUGGCACCUUUUCCAACUGUGCGCUAUGAAGAGAGCUCAGUUUGUUUUGUUUUCAAAGCACCUGAGUGGUGCCACUUUUUCAGAGGUUUGAUACAGCUUUGAAAAAGAAAAAACAAUAACAAGUGGAACUCUCUUCAGAAAUGAGUGUCAGGAACCAGAGCCAGGAGUAGGUCAGAAGAAAAAACACCAGUUCCAGUGAAGUUAGCUCUUUAUUCAAAGAAACCAAAAUAGCACAGGCCUAGUGAUCACAGCAACUCUUCCCAGUAGGUCUCGCCCCAGUGAGGCAGUUGCGAGGACUGAAGGUCACCACCUUGCCACCACUCUGUAAGGUUCCUCUUCAACUUCUUUCCCCCAGCAGCCUAAGGUUCUGUUUUGUCUCUCAUUGCUCUGUCCUCCUAAUUUCUCUGCAUGUUCUGGGAGACCAGGAAGGACACGGAGCUGGUCAUAGUAGGAGCGGAGGACUCCCUGGCUUCUUCAGCAGCUUACUUCAUCUCUGUCCCAUGCCCCCUUCCUCUUCUGCCUCUGAUUCUGGACUGCUCUCUGCCCCAUGCUCUUCCUCCUCACUAAAUCCUGUUGCCGCUUCAGCUUCUGACGCUUCCUCCUCCCAAUCUACUCCCUCUUCUCCCUCGGACCACCCAUUGUCGUCCCACCACCACUUCCCCUGGCUCUGAGUCUUCUUCCCUUGGGGGUUCCCUAGCUUGUGCCUCCUGCCAUCCAACCAGUCCAUGACAAUGAGUGUGCUCAUUGUCAUGUGCUUGUUGGAAAGCAGCUCCAUGUGGGAGGGAAUGUUGUCAACCCCCAAAUUUGAUCCCUUGUAUCCUUUUGAGAACUGUGCUCAAUACAAGGGAAUGCUGUGAGGCUUGAGGCUGGUUGUGUUUCACCAGCUCCACCACAUCAAAUGUUGGGUGGAACACUACAGAUCUGUGAAAGCAAAAUAAUUCUUGUUCAGCCUCAUGUCAGCAGAUCAGCAAGCUGUGGAGGGGAACCACAGAACAAUAAUAAUUGGCUUUUGCCAUUCUUCCACCACCUUUUGACUUCUGUUUGUUCCACCACUCCAGCAGCUACCAAGAGCAGCAGUAUUAUCUGCGGAGUGAAGUAAUGGAUGCAGCUUUGAUUAUCUCGCAGCCUAGGAAUACAUUUCAUAGCACUGCUUCAGUUUUAUCCUGAAUGCCUGUCUUCCUCCUACAGAUUUGCUUUGAAGGGCGAUGUAGAAACACCUCCUUCUUUGACACUGGAGACUGUGGGAAGAAGUGCAAUGGCCAUGGAGUGGGUAUCUUGGUUUCUGCCUUCUUAAUACGAAACUCUGUGCUACUUGCCCAUUCAACUAGUGAUUUUUAUUUCUAUCUGUAGGAGGAAAUAUAUGUGAUUUCACUGACACAUGCAGUGCCUCAGAACACAACCCCUGCAUAAAUAGACAAACUGAUGUGAGCAAAGCUCAACUGGUUUAGACCCUGGCCCACCUCAAAAAAAUUAAAAUUUGUUUAUAAAUCCACUGAAAACUGAGUCCUCCUCCAUAGCUAGUGUUACUCCAGAACAUCUGGAGGGCACCAUGUUAGCUGCUCUGCCCUGUGGCCUGCUAGAAUGGCUUCCUGUACAACUGCAUGCAUUUAUGGAUGGGCUUUCAAACAUAGAUGUCUAAUUGAGGUCUUCAUGGAUUUGUUUGACAUAGGAGGAUUGUUGAGUGUUAUGUAGACCUUGAAUACCAUGUGUUGGAUGUGCUAGCUGUUCUUAAGCCAUGUUGCAGUUUUUGAGAAGAAGCUAUCCACACCAAUCAUGGCCAGACAAUGUUACGGGAAACAUUUGCUGGGAGGUUAAAAAUAGUGGAAAGUCAGUUUGGUCCCAUUUCGGGAAUGUGCAUAUAUCCCAGUAUACUUUUGAAGGGUGAAAACAUAUCCAUUGGAACUUGGUUGGUAGAAAUGAUAGGAAUUUCCAUUGCAAUUCUUAGGAAGGCUGGGUGGUAUUAGACAUGACUUUUUUGGGGUGGGGGUGGGGGAGAUGAGACAUUCUUCAUAUAGAUGUAGUGUUGUUGAGCCCUAACAGUUGUCAACAGAAGGUGCAAGCGCUCCUUACAAAUCCACCCUGCUGUGCAUUUGGAUUAGAAUGAUCAUAGUGUGUGAUGUUUUGCUAACAAGGAAAGGGUAAUGUCAAAUUUCCUCAUCGUUCUCUCUACAGAUUUGCAACAACAACCAGAACUGCCAUUGUUUCAGUGGAUGGGCACCUCCAUUUUGCAAUAAACCUGGGAAUGGAGGAAGCCUGGACAGUGGGCCCAUGCCUCAAAAAAGUGGGUGUGACUUAUGUUAUUUGGGGAAAUUAAGGAAAUCUGAAGGGGGUGGGAGGGAAUUAAGGUAACUAGAUACAAUAGAGGCCAAGGGAACCUGUACCUAUAUUGCUGAAUGGGCGAUGGAAUUUGGCAGGUGGCGUUUUUGUCAUAACUCCAGAUUCCAGCAGCUAUAGAAAACUGCCUUAUAAUGAGUCAGAACAUCGGUCCAUCUGGCACAGUAUUGUCUACACCAGCCUUUCUCAACCUUGGGUCCCCAUAUGUUCUUGGACUACAACUACCAUCAUCCUUGCUAGCUAUGGAUGAUGGGAAUUGUAGUCCAACAGCAUCUGGGGCCUCACAGCCUGGAUAGUUGCUGCUGGUCUGCUACACAGACCAGCAGCAGCUAUCCAGGAUGUGAGGAAGAAGUCUGUCCCAGAUCUACCUGAAGAUGCCAGGGAUUGAACCUGGAACCUUCUGUUUGCAAGGCAUGUGCUGUACCACUGAGCUAUGGCCCAGAGACUCCCACUAAGGAGCUAGACCAGCUGCUGGAGACUGGGACACUGUUGAGUCUAAGACUGACAGACAGGAGCCAAUAGAAGGAGCUCCCAAGUCACCAGGGCUUGUAGGGCCAGAGCUGAGACCCUCACAGGCACCUUUCCCUGAGUCUGUAGGAACCAAAUGCAUCCUAUAGUACCUUACCCACCCAGCAGUGCAGGGAGCACACACCUGGCAUGAGGCUAUGGAAUGGGGAGGAGUGCUCACCUUCAGGCCAAAGGGUUGACCCUUUAAUAAUCCACAAGGGGGUAGAGCCUGGAAGGGGUGGUAUGAGAGUAGAGGUUUAAAACCUGGUUGGGGCAAGUUGCUCUCUUGGAGCUGUCUGUGGUCCUGUAACUCCAAACCUACCUUUAAUUGUGGCAUCUGGCAUCUGGGCAAGGCAAGUUCCUGGGCAACAUUAUGACAUAAGUAGAAGUUACUGAAAUUCCCUCUUCCACUCACUGGUCACCAUGGUAUGGGGGUGGGGAAAACGAUGUGAAAGGAGGACUUAUAACAAUAUUGAUAUGUCUAUUUCCCCCCCUCUCAGGUCCUUUCCCAAUCAUAAUAGGAGUCCUUUCCAUCUUGCUUUUGAUUGCAAUUGGAGUUGCUUUUUGCUGCUAUAAAUGGAGAGCCAGGCUUGUGCCACUAAAGCAGGCUUUCAUUCCUCCAAAGAAAAUGCAGCAGUUCAGGUGAAUAUUUAUAGUAUGACAGUAACAGAUGUGUUUCCAUUUCUGAUGCCGGGAUAAAGAAGUCUGGGAUUGCAUGUGCAAGUUGCCUUGCGCACCAUGCACCUUGGAGAAAGGCCAGGAUACAGAUAUACUGAUAAACAAAUGUCUUUCUUGCAUAUGCAACAACAAAGAUAUAGAUACUGAAAAGGGAAGGUGUUUAAACUAGUUCCUUUCUUCUUUUAGGAAAUUCCAAUUACUUCCCACCUCAGACAUUUAGCCCAUUUAGUGUUCAUCAUGCAGAGACUUCCUGCUGCAAAAUUUAGUUUAGAUUUAUCAACAGUACUCACUGCCUGUAAAUGAGCCUGAAUUAUUGCAGUUGAGUUGGCCAGAUUAUUAUAAUUAUUAUUUAUAUUUAUAUUCACUUAUUAGUCUCCUUUUUUAACUUACAAAAAAUAAACUCAAAUCAACUUACAAUAUAUAUUGGCCUCUUGCAAAAACGUUCCAAUAAUCUAAAUUAGGAUAGAAUGGGAGCCAGACAUCUCAGUCUCGCUCCCAUUCUAUCCUAAAUUAGAUUAUUUGGGUUUGUUGUUUUUGAUACAUGAUUCUGACUCAGCUACAUGAAAUGGUUAAAUAUAUACCACGAGAGGCAGCUUCCUUGUAAUAUUUGUUUCCUAUUGUUUUUCCCAAGCAGUACCUCUCCUCCCAUUCAGAGUGGUGCGACUGGGCAUGCCAACCCAGCCUUCAAGCUGAAAACCCCCCAGGAACAGAGAAAGGUACCUGAAAGCUGAAACUACUUACAGCUGCCAUGUUGAAUAACACUUGAUCUUCUCUAUACAGUAGAACCUUGGUUCUCGAACAGCUUAGUUGACAGAUAAAUUGGCUCCUGAACGCCGCAAACCUGGAAGGAAGUGUUCCAGUUUACGAAUGUUUUUCAGAAGCCAAACAUCCGAGAUGGCUUCUGCUUCAGUGCAGGAAGCUCCUACAGCCAAUUGGAAGCCACACCUUGGUUUUCGAACAGUUCUGGGAGUCAAACAGAUUCCUGGAAUGGAUAAAGUUCAAGAACCAAGGUACCACUGUAUUCCUAACCCACUAUUGAUCCAUGCUGAUAAUUCCCAUGCAUUAUAAAACACAUGAUCCAAUCAAUCAAUCAAUCAAUCAAUCAGUCAAUCAAACUGCAAAGCUGCUUCUCUUGCUACAUCCUAGAGACACAAGGUGAAAGUGAUUGUUUAGGGAACCUCUUUGGGCUCUCGUGAGCACCUUUUCUCACGGUAAAUGAUUGCCUGCAAGCGUUUGAUCCAGCAUGAAUGUAUUAAUGUCAAUGUUUUAAAGAAUUCAUUUGUAUUGUUUAUAUUAGAUGUAACUCACCCAAAGGGCUUUAAUGGAGCCAAGUAGUGGGAAAGAAAUGGCAAAAAUUCAUAAAUAACCACAAGGAGUGCUCAGGGAACAAAAUGUAUAUGGGACCAGGACUUUGUGUACCUUUAGAGAACACACACGCACACUAAAAAUUCCUGGGCACUGCAGUUUACCCACCACAGGGCUACAAUUCCCAGCACCCUUAACGUACUAUAGUUAUUCUACUAUUCUUGGGGGAUGCUUUAAAUGCAUGGUGUUUGUAAGCAGCACUGAGAUUGUGUGGUUGGUUAAUAAAUCUGUUCAUAUUGGGUCAUUUGAAAUGUCUCAGCAGGAGUAAACCUAGACAACAUAAAUGCAGUAGUGAUUUUAGAAAGAUCAGCUGCUCUUUGUGUGAUUGCAUGCAGGCUAUUGGCAUACAGAAUAUCCCUGCAAAGCCUGAAGUGCUCUACUGUGAACCACCUCCAGAGCUCAAACUUCAUGCGCAACCACCACCACCACCACCACCACCUGCUCUCCCAGCUAACACAAAGAAACCGACCUUUCUCAGGUAUCAGAGUGAGGCAAAUAAUUUCCCCAAGCGAACUCCUCCAAGCAGGCCAGCGCCACCAGCACCAAAAGUCAUUGUUUCUCAGGUGAGUAUUUUUAUACGGAUUGAUAUCUUUACACCUGUGGAAAUAACUUGUUCCCACAGCUUGAUAAAAAUAGAGUGAAUACGUGAGUUAAUGGUGCCUAUGAGCUGAUUUUGGCCUUACUAUUGGUAAGGUAAAGGGUAAAGGGACCCCUGACCAUUUGGUCCAGUCGUGACCGACUCUGAGGUUGCGGCGCUCAUCUCGCUUUAUUGGCCGAGGGAGCUGGCAUACAGCUUCUGGGUCAUGUGGCCAGCAUGACUAAGCCACUUCUGGCGAACCAGAGCAGUGCACAGAAACGCCGUUUACCUUCCCGCUGGAGUGGUACCUAUUUAUCUACUUGCACUUUGACAUGCUUUUGAACUGCUAGGUUGGCAGGAGCAGGGACCAAGCAACGGGAGCUCACCCCGUGGUGGGGAUUCGAACCACCGACCGUCUGAUCAGCAAGUCCUAGGCUCUGUGGUUUAACCCACAGCGCCACCCGUGUCCCUUUACUAUUGGUACAUAUUAGUAAAUGAGGGCUAAUAAAACUUUAGUAUAGUUAAUUAUGCUUCAGCAUGUAAAGAUGCACUUGGUAGAAGCAGGACAGGUAUUGCUCCUCCCCACCAACUGUGUAUAUCAACACUGAAAAAACACAAGUAUAGCUAUAUUGGCAUACAUCCUGUUGCCAGUUGGCUGUGCUUCAAAUGAGCUCAGCCCCAAACUUUUCCAUGUGUUUUCACAUGCAAAUGAAUUAAGGCCAUAUUUUUCUUUUCUGAAAAGGAAAUCCAGACUUUUGCCUUAUUACAUGCAUUUCUGAAGAAUAAAAAUGCACUGCUCUAUUUUCCUGGUGCCUAACAUUUCUGUAGAUCAUAAAGCAGGGAAUAGAGAUAACAUAGAGUUUUGCCCAUCCUGGCAACUGGAUAGUUGGAAGGUGGUUGUUGUUUUUUAAAAGAAGAUCCCUGCUAGAUCUUACUUUCUUGUCCCAGGAUUCUUCCAGACCGCGACCACCUCAGAAAGCUCUUCCUGCUAAUCCAGUUCCUGCCAGCAACAGAGCUGGGUUGCCCAGGAUGAAGGCAGCAGUACCGCCCCCCUACAGUGCUGUAAGGAAUACGAGAGUACGUCAGGAGGUGAGACAUAUAAAGGACAGCAGGUGCUAUUAUUGCCCAAGAGCUAUGUAGCAAUAUACUUCAGACCAGAACUCCACCGCAUUCAGUGUCAAGUAUUCAAUCUGUGGCCUGGUCAGCUGACUAUGAGAUGUUGGGGAUUGUCAAUCUGGGCCAGCUCCGUUUUUCUUUGAGGGACAGGGAGCAGCUACAUUUGACUGUUUCUGUCAUAUAUGAAGGCAUUUACAAAUACUGUAGGUUUUUUGGGUGGGUGCUUUAGAAAGAAGAAUCCAAUGUGAGUAGGCUUCCUCCAUCCUCUCCUUCCACAGCCCCCAGCUUGUAACACAGAACUCAUAAAACUACAGUGGCACCUUGGUUUAAGAACAGCCCUGUAUAUGAACUCAGUAUACGAACUCCACAAAACCGGAAGUAGUGUUCCAGUUGGCGAACUUUACCUCAGUCUACGAACAGAAUCUGAACAGUGGAAGGGCACCGGCAGUGGGAGGCCUCAUUAGGGAAAACGUGCCUCAGUUUAAGAAUGGCUUUGGUUUAAGAAUGGACUUCCAGAACAUAUUAAGUUCAUAAACCGAGGUACCACUGUAUAUAUAAUUAAAGCUGAGAUUCUUUUACACUGGUACCUCGGGUUAAGAACUUAAUUCGUUCUGGAGGUCCGUUCUUAACCUGAAACUGUUCUUAACCUGAGGUACCACUUAAGCUAAUGGGGCUUCCCACUGCCGCCGCGGCCGCGCAAUUUCUGUUCUCAUCCUGAAGCAAAGUUCUUAACCCAAGGUACUAUUUCUGGGUUAGCGGAGUCUGUAACCUGAAGCGUCUGUAACCCGAGGUACCACUGUAGUUAGGAGCAAGUCCUAUUACAGGCAUCCCCAAACUUGGCCUGCCAGCUGUUUGGGGACUACAGUUCCCAUCAUCCCUGACCACUGGUCCUGUUAGCUAGGGAUGGUGGGAGUUGUAGUCCCAAAACAGCUGGAGGGCCAAGUUUGGGGAUGACUGUUCUAUUACAUUCAGUGGGCCUUAUUUCUGAAUAAACACAUAUAGAAUCGGUCGAUAACUGUGAAGUGAGAACAGUUACAAGAGACUGAAGUAUUUCCAUUUAAGAGGUGCUGUUCUUCUCUUGCUUCUCUUACAUAAAUUAGCAUCCAUUGAACUCACAAUCAUUUUCCCUUUCCUAGAAUUCAGUCUUGAAGAAUGCUGAAGCUGUGAAUACCCUGAAGUUUAGACAUUGAAGGUCAUCUUGCAACUCUGAACUACACACCGGUUCCUCCUGCCUUGACCUGGGAUUUCCCAUGGGCUUUGUUUCCAGGAAGAAGACAUGCUGGGCAUGUGCAAAUCUCAACUUCCUCCCCACCCCCCAGCCUUGUAUGACUAGCCGAGACCAAUUUCAGGUCCGGUUCUAGUGACUUUGGCACAGGUCGAUGCCACACCCUUGGACGUCAGUGGGGAUUCUAUCCAUGCAUGCCAAGGUUAAUGUGACCUGCUUUGCCUUUUGGAUAUUUGUUCAUUACAGGAGUUACUUGUUUAAAAUAGCACUGGUGUGUUAUAGUGCAAUAUGCAAUGUGCUGGAACGGAAGUGGGAGAAGCCUCUAUUUCUCCCAGCAAUUCAUUAUCGCCUCAACAGAAGACAAAUGUAUUUUAGUCAACACUGAGCCACCGCAUCCUUCUCAGCUUUUCCAGCUUUGUUACAACCACAGACAAUCCUAUGGGGAAGAGAGUGUUGUGGUGCCCCUGUGAUGACCUCAUCUCCUCCAAAGUACUGUAUGGAGACGUAGUCUGAGCUUGUGGAAUUUUGCUACAUACUGACUAUAUUUAUUCCCUCUUUUAAGGAAUCUCCCAGGGUUCAGUGCUUUACCUUUGCCCUCUUACACCAUCACCUUCUUAGCCCAAAGCUUUUCUGGUCAUUACGUUCAAGGUUUGAAAGUGUUGGUGGCAUAACUAUGGUGAGUUCUUCCUCUGCUCUCAACCACCAUCAACCUUUAAAGUCUACUCCAUCCUGUUUGCAUGCGGCAUCUUAAUUAUAGGUUCUGCCCAUCCGCACAGAGUGCAAGGCGGGUUUUGUGUGGCGGCACACUGUUCCCAUGACACCCUAAAAGAAAUGUACUCUACCAAUCAACCAAAUAUUAGCAAGGCAUUUUAAGAAUUUCCUAGAAUUAAUUGCAGCUAGUUAUCUGUUUUUGCGUGCUACAUCUUGUUCAUAUAAUCAAGUACACUCAGCUUAGUUUUUGUCUAUUUCUGUUUCAUUUGGAUUGGGCUUGCUCACUCAGGAAAUUGGUGCCACUAAUUUACCUGAGGAUAGUUAUCCUCUCCUGAUGUGAUAAUCUUGGUUGAGAGUUUACACUCUCAAGCUAAGGCUUUGAAGCCUAUAGCUGGUGGGCAGGGUUGAAUACCAUAGCCCUAAAUUAAUACCAGCCAGCCUUCCCCAACCUGGUGCCCCUUGAUGUUUUGAACUACAACUCCUAUCAAUCCCUAACUAGGGUUGUUUGGGAGUUAAGGUCAGAAACAUCCUGGGUGCACCAGGCUUGAGAAGGCUGAUCGAAACCAACAUUGAGUAAUUUGGAAAUAACCCUUGGUUAAAUCUCUGUGUAACUGGAAUUCCCUUUGCAUCUUUCCAAUUUGGGGCUGGUGUAAAAUGGAUUACCAAUGCAAAUUUACAAUGUGAUCAAGCCCUCGGACAAGGUACUACAGGUGCUAUAAUCCUAAUACUCUUUUCCUAUUACUACAGUGGUUUGCUGCAUCUCACUUGAUUCAACAAAAAAUCAUAGGCUGUGUGCCUUCUUUCUAGCCUCUGUAUUCCAAUUCACCUGUAGGCACCUAACUGGGUGCCUUAACACAGUUCAGCUGGCUAAAUAGAAAAAUUAACUCAUGGUGCUUUUACCAUUGGGUAGCUGAUUAAACCCCAGCUAUUUUAAUACUGUAACAGGAUACCAUAGUGCAUAAAUAACCUCAACUUCCAAAUAUGCAGCUGCAACAUUGUUACCAGUCUGAAGCUUUAUGAAUGUGUUCUCAGGUUUUAGGUGCUUUUGGUGCUUUUGUUGAACCGGUGAUAUUUUUUCAGUUGGCUUUGCAAAUAUGCUGGUGCUAAAAAUGAGGAACUGUUUUGUCUAUUACCAUGAAUUGUUAGGAAACUUGAAUCAAAACUGCCGUAGCCAGUCUUAGAAAUGGGUCUAGGUGCUGUUUAUGCAGAGACUUUCUGUUUUUUUGGCAGCAGUACAAACUGGUGUUUUCGGUUUUGUUUCUUUAAAAAAAAGGCCCUUUAGGCUUGGUUGUCGUCUUUCUAGAUGAACCAAAACAAUUGUAGCUCCAUGGCCCAAAACACUAUUUCAACAGUCCAAAACUCAGCUUGAGUACGCAAAACAAGGUUUCCUAGAAAUUUUCCCAAGUUGUGCACAGUGCAAUAAUCAAGUGGUAUCUUAACUAUGCAUGUACCUACAUUGCUCUCAUGUUACAGAAUAAGCAGUUUAUGCUGUCUGCUGCAUUAUCAAUAACAAUGCACAAGUGGUUUUGAGCACUGCAUUUCCCCCCCAAAUCCUCAGGUUGUGCUCAUUACGUUCUUCCAGUUCUAGCACAGAACUGGUGCCACAAAGAAUGGUCACUGGAAAUACAAUUAACGCUCCAAAACAUUUUUGGUCUAGUUUCAAAUAUCCCAAAUGAAUGGUUGUACACAUACUAGUGUGCUUUAAACACAUGCCAGCAGCCAUUUCAAGACAGAAGGUGUGCGUCUCUGAAAACAUAACAGCAUCCAUCCUGGUCUCUGUCUUUUCAGGUUAAGUCUCAGGCACUCAGUAAUCUUCCGUUCAGAACUGUCACAGGUGAAGACAAAACAGAUUUGUUCUGCUAACUUAGUACCUCCCUGAAGUCAUUGGCUUUGCUAGGUCUUGGCUUAUGCCAUCUCAGAAUACUCGGAAGAACAACUCGCUACAAUUUCAAGGGGAAAAAAUUAUUCAGAGCUGGAAGGUUAUCUUCCUCAAGGCAUUGCCAAAUCUCAAUCCGAGCUUACUUUUAAAAGCUCCACAGCAAAGAGAUCAGCACUCUGCUUUCCCCUCCCUAAUGCUGCCGAAAUGUGGCUGUGGGCCCUCUGUCCUCACCUGCUGUAGUGUGAAGGUAAAGUUUCCUUGGGUGCUACAAGAGAUGGCAGGGUAGAGAGGUGGUGAUAUGCAGAUGCUGCCCCAUGGAGAUAGCCCAGUUUUGCUGAACUUCUUCCUUACAAGAAGUUUUUAAAUAGACAGGUUUGGGAACUGGCACCCCUGCUUCAAACAAGGUUGAUGAGUGCAUCGGAAAUCGUUUUGUACUUUCGUGUGUAUGUUGAAAGGAUAGAUUGGGAGAAGAACAUUGUGGUUGCAGUCCUAUGCUCACUUACCAAGGAGUAAGGCCUUGUGAAUUCAGUGGGACCUACUUCCAAGUAAACACACAGGGCUGCACUCAGUGUUUAUUAAUUAUUAUUAUUAAUUAUUAUUAUUAUGGUAGAGCCUCUGCAUCAUGCGUCACCAUUUUAUGUCUCGCAGGUUUACAAUAUGAUCUCUGUGCAUCUAUGCAAAUACUUGAAUAAUGCAGUUUGUUGUGCCUUUUGCCUAGUUAUAUUUAAUAAAUUUUGUGGUCGAU